GGACAAGAAGCUACAGUUAGAACUGGAUAUGGAACAACUGAUUGGUUUAAAAUUGGGAAAGGAGUACGGCAAGGCUGUAUAUUGUCUCCCUGCUUAUUUAACUUAUAUGCAGAAUUCAUCAUGUGAAAGGCUGGGCUGGAUGAAUCCCAAGCCGGAAUUAAGAUUGCUGGAAGAAAUAUCAAUAACCUCAGAUAUGCAGAUGACACAACCUUGAUGGCAGAAAGUGAGGAGGAAUUAAAGAACCUUUUAAUGAGGGUGAAAGAGGAGAGCGCAAAAUAUGGUCUGAAGCUCAACAUCCAAAAAACUAAGAUCAUGGCCACUGGGCCCAUCACCUCCUGGCAAAUAGAAGGGGAAGAAAUGGAGGCAGUGAGAGAUUUUACUUUCUUGGGCUCCAUGAUCACUGCAGAUGGUGACAGCAGUCACGAAAUUAAAAGACACCUGCUCCUUGGGAGAAAGGCGAUGGCAAACCUAGACAGCAUAUUAAAAAGCAGAGAUAUCACCUUGCCAACAAAGGUCCGUAUAGUGAAAGCCAUGGUUUUCCCAGUAGUGAUGUAUGGAAGUGAGAGCUGGACCAUAAAGAAGGCUGAUCGCCGAAGAAUUGAUGCUUUUGAAUUAUGGUGCUGGAGGAGACUCUUGAGAGUCCCAUGGACUGCAAGAAGAUCAAAUGCAUCCAUUCUGAAGGAAAUUAGCCCUGAGUGCUCACUGGAAGGACAGAUCGUGACGCUGAGGCUCCAAUACUUUGGCCACCUCAUGAGAAGAGAAGACUCCCUGGAAAAGACCCUGAUGUUGGGAAAGAUGGAGGGCACAAGGAGAAGGGGACGACAGAGGACGAGAUGGUUGGACAGUGUUCUCGAAGCUACAAACAUGAGUCUGACCAAACUGCGGGAGGCAGUGGAAGACAGGAGUGCCUGGCGUGCUCUGGUCCAUGGGGUCACGAAGAGUCGGACACGACUAAACGACUAAACAACAACAACAUAUGAUUCUCAGAUAACGUUCUCCUAUGGGGCAGCAUACAAAUGUUAAAUGAUUUUAGAAUUGUAGUUAUGUAUUCAUUUAAUAACAUUUGUUUACCUUUUGCUUGUAUUUAAAAAACCCAACAACCACCCUCCAAGUUACAAGUAGAGUGAAACAAUAAAAUCAUCAGCUGGAACAGUUAGUUAAAAACAGCUAUUUAAAACAUUAGUGAUAAGCCAAACACAGAUUAAAGCACAUGUAAACUUUCUACAUAUCUGGGUAGGCAUGUCUAAACAAAAAUGUUUUUAGCAGGCACAGAAAAGAGUGCAGUGAAGGAAACUGCCUGGUGUCAAUAGGCAGGGAGUUCCAAAGUGUGUGUCGCCAUACUAAAAGAUUGACUUCUUAUAAAUGUGGAUUGAGUAUUAUAUACCACCUGUAAGAGUGCAAAUUCCACCGACUGAAGUGGUUGGAAGAGCACAUGUAAGGAAGGUGAUCUUGCAGGUAAACUGGUCCUAAGUUGUUAAGGGUUUCAUAUGCUAAUCAUAGCACCUUUAACUUGGUCCAGUAGCAAAUAAGCAAUCAGGUCUAAGCACAGGUGUUAUAUAAGGUCACACACCAAUCUGCAAUCAUGCUGCACCAACUGCAGCUUCUGGAUCAAGCACAAGAGAAGCUCCACCUGGAGUGCCCUGCAGGAAUGCAGUCUUGAAUUAACCAAUGCAUUAUCUAUCGUGGCCAGUCUUUCCCAGUCCAGGAAUAGCCAUCGCUGUCAUAUAAAUUAAAGCUGCUAAAUGCACUGCUAGCCACUGAGGCUAUCUGGGCCUCCAGUGAUGAAAGGUGGACCCAGAAUUGCACCCAACUGCAAACUUUCUCCUUCAAGGUGAGUGCAGCCCAACUCAGGGUGGACAACAGACCAAGUUCUCAGGCAAUUUUUUAUCCGCAGCCUCUGAUUCAGCAUACUGAUGGCACCUUGCCCCAGCAUUCCUAAUGACUGCCUCCAACAGCUUCAUGUAGAUAGUAAAUAGCGCUAGAGAUAAGAUAGUGCCUCGUGGCAGUGAGGCCAAAAGCACUCUCCUAAUACAGCUCUCUGAAUUCGGUCCCAGAGGUAGAACUGGAACUACUGGAACACAAUUCCUAUUGCCCAGAGCAGGUCCAGAAAAAGGCGAAAAAGUCAGUGGGAACAAAAGCAGGAGAGAUCAAGAAGCAGGAGGAAGGCCAUGCUCCACUUGUCCUGCUCUCUGCAAAGGUCAUCCAUCAAGGUGACCAAGACCAACUCAGCCCCAUGGCCAGGAUUGCACCCUGAUUGGUAUGGAUCUAUAUAAUCUGUGGUAUGAAAGUAUCCAAAGUGCUAAGUUAAUGUUCACAAGGGCUAUAGAACUCUGGGAUGUCAUACAACUGAGGCAGUUAUUUCAGUUGGUACAGUUAUGGCAGUUAUUAACGGUUAGAGCAGCCAGUAUGUUCUGCUAUGCUAGGGUUGCCAUACGUUCAGAAUUUCCCGGACAUAGCCAGGAUUCGUCCGCCAAAAAUGGCAUCCGAGAGGAAUUUUCAAAAACUGACUAAAGACAUCUGGGAAAACCUGGGCAUAUGGCAGCCCAUUUUGGAAGUGUUGGGGGGGGGGAUAGUUUAAAAACUUAUUUUUUAAAAAGAUUAAAAGCUCAACAACUUUUGUAUCUGGAUUUUCACUUCUUAAAAUAUUGCAGCCCUAUGUUAUGCUGCUGUCCGCCUCAGAGUUAGUCCGUAUUUAUCUUAGAUACAAUUUAUGUAAGAUGUAUUACCAACAUAAGUAACACCUAUCUGCAUUGUAUAUAUUUUAAUCUGCAAGUGCAUGUACACUAAGCAAAAGUUAUGUUAUUUAAACUUUAAAAGAGAGUAUCUUGCAUAGUUCUUACAGGAGGGGAAAGGGAAAUAAUUCAAGGGUCAAACGACCCAGGCUCUCUUCCAUAUAGCUCUGAAAUUGGGAACUAAAGUUUAAUUCCAACAGGAUCUGUGUAAGAAUGCUUGCAGCUGCCCCACCACAUCGCCCUCCAGCAUCCUCCCCAAAAAGGGGGUAUGUGAUGUAUCUGGUGAUUAUCUGGUCACUGGUGCUUAUGCCAACCUUCCCUAUCCAGAUGUUUUGGGCUGCCACUGCCAUCAGCCCUAGCCAAAAAAUAUAAUAAUUCAUAUCUUCUGGCUUGGAUUUUGCAUUCCAGGACAGCUAUAUUUUAAUGCAUUGAACAAAGGAGAAUUCACUGUCCUUUUCUUCCCCAGUGGGACUAGCAGCUUCAGGCUCUUUACUUUUUGGCAGGAUUGUGGCACCUGAGGAAAGAUUAAACCCAACACAUCACAAUAUCACACUCCUGAUCAAGAGGAGGCAUGGUGGCUGGUGUGUGUGUGUGUGUGUGUGUGAGAGAGAGAGAGAGAGAGAGAGAGAGAAGUAUUAUACAUUCAUUGUUGAAAUAUGACUUAGUUUGGCAGUUGUGAGUCACAACACUUCAAAAACGAAGCACUGUAAAUCAAUGGGUCUUAUUGCAUAAGCCAGCUCCUUGAUUUAUAUCUGCUGUGUCAAGAGUGUUUGUGAAUGGUGCCACAGCACAGUGUCAUGGAAAGGAAUAGUACUUUCACCUACAUAGAAGGAUAAUGUCAGCCAUUUAUACCGGCAGAGUGCAGAAUGUGGGACAGGAGAAUUGCUUGGUGUUCAGGACAUUACCAGAAAUAAUGGCAUUGAUUCUGCAGUGGUUGAGUAACUAAAGCAGUUUAAUGUUCUUUGGAGGGGGGGGGGUCCAACUCUCCUUCUCUUCAAUGAGAUGAUUAACAUGAUUGUUUGAUCAGCCCUUCUGCUUUAUAAGCACACCAUAACCUAUGCAUUAAGCAGCACAUUUUUAAACUAUGGAAUUUGUUCCUGCAAGCUGUAGUGGUGGCCACCACCUUGGGUGACUUAAAAAAUUUAUAGAAGAUAAGGCUAUCAAUGACCUUACUAUAUCUCUACUGUCAGAAGCAAUAUGCCUCUAAAUACUAGUUGCUGAAGAGAAACGGUAGGAGUGCUGUUGCGCUAUUGUGUUCAUGUCCAGUUUAUGGGCUUCCCAUAGCCAUCUGGUUAGCCACCAUGAGAAAAUGAUGAUGGACUAGAUGGGCCUUCAGCGUGAACAAGCAAGGCUCUUCUGAUUUUCUUUGGCACAUAACUAAGAAGUGGGCUCUUACAUUCUUACUCCUUCAGAGCAAAGAUUGUGCCAUUUCUAUAUUCUGGACACUUUCCUGGUGUGAAAUAGUGAUAGCAGGUAGCCUUGAUCAUGCAAACAGAUUGAACUGCAAAUAGACCUACAGAUUCUAUUUAGUAAAAUAGCACACAGAAUAUUCUGUGUUUGUUCUUGUGUUGUUGUAGUGUGUGUGUGUGUGUGUGUGUGUGUGUGUGUGUGUGUGUGUGUGUAUGCACACGCUGAAAGCACAAACACAUGGAAUAUGCCAGACCCUGAUCAGUCUAUAUGUGUUCUGUGUCCCUUUAACCUGGGAUUCUCUAAGGACUAUUAAUCAGCGGUUCAGUGGAAGUGGUUUAUCUGCAAGCUGCUGGGAAAUUCAUCCAAGGAGAAUUUUGCCAUUGAUAGGAUAACAAAGCCAUCCUUCUUCACUUGUCCACAAAACAUGAGUAAUCCUUCUGUCCAGUUCAACUCAUCUAGUUACUCAUUGCUGUUAAAUAAAACCCAGCAGUAUACAUCUCCAAUAGACGUCUGUUGUGCCCGCCCAAACAUUCUAUGUUUACAGUGGGUUUGUAUGCAUUUGACUAAUGCACCGAUAUGAUCCUCCUGCAUACUUCCGCUACAUCUCUUGCAUAAGUAAUACAUUGGCAUAGCUCUGCCAUUUGUCAGCCAGCAGUCUGCGAACACAUUUGCUCGUCAAUCUAAUUUUAACCUUUUCUCACACAAGCAUUUGUAAAUCAACCAGGCAUUCUGUCGUUCCCUACUCCCUGCUCUUUGUGGUAGUCUCCUUUAUUUAUUUUUAUUUUUCAUUUAAUGUGCUUUAUAAAACAUUUUCCUUCUAGCCGGCAGGAAGAAAAUUAAAUGGGGCCUUUCUCUUUACUUCUAGAAUGCUGAUAUGAGAAUGCUGGGAACCUGUUCAUUCCUAGGCCAAGGAUAAAUGAUAUGUCUGCUGAAAACGAUUGAUAAUGGACCCAGCUAAUGUAAUUCGGCACUUUCCAAAAUGAAAGACCUGCCCACCUUGAAAGGUAAGUCCUUUGAUAAAUGCAUGGCUAAUAAACUCACAGUACAGAUGCCUAGAUCCAUUAUUGUCCUGUUGAUCCCCCUCCCCUCCGGGGUCACUGGGGCUGAAUCCAUCAAUGUAUUUAUAAAUAAUCCCUUUUUUUGUUUAUUUUAGUCCAGAGCACAUUCUUGGCAUAACUGAAAUGAAAGGGAGCUUGGCUCAUAUAUUUUGGUGAAACAAAAGUCACUGUUAAUAUGGUUUUCUUCAUGUGUGCUUUUAAUGCCAGUUUCCCAAGAAUGUUACAGUCUGGUAUAUGUAGAACUGCAUUUGGCUUCUGUGAAUGGUUUUCUUCAGCUGCUCCUGGUCUUGGAUAGUGGUAUGCUUUUUAAAUCAGAGAGUAGGGUGUUUGAAAGUUUAAAAUACCGAAGUGGUGGUGUCUUGAGUCUAUAAUUCCAUUCUGUUUUGUGGCACCUUAAAGACUAACAAAUUUAUUAUGGCAUACAUUUUGUGAGCUAGAAUCUGCUUCAUCAGAUUCUGUGUACCUGGUGAAGCAUACUUUAAAAGGUGUUAGUCAUUAAUGUAACUCAAUAUUUUGUUGUUUUUCCUCUAUAAAAAAAACAGAACUUUGACUCUGAUAAAUCAUUUGAUUUGUUUCUCCAAGAUUGAUGUAAUCAAAUUAUUUUGUUUUGAUUAAUGAAAUGUCAGGGGAAAUUUGGGUACAAUCCUAAAACAUCUUAAAUGCACGUAGGUCCUAUAAAAUUCAGUGCAAAUUAUGCACAUAGUUAAAACACUUCAUUCUCAGAUUUCAGUGUACCUAACUUACUCUAGAUUUCACCAUUAUAAAGCUACAUUCAAACCAACUACAUUCAAACCAAUAAUUUAUUGUUUGAAAAGUAUCUUAAAACAACGCUCAAAUUGUCAACAGAUUCAGUCCCACUCAAUAUUUUCCUUUUCCGUUUAACCUGCACUUUUGGAGCACUCAGCGCUAACUUACAAUUCAUCAAAACAAAAUGCUUACACUGACGUAUUCAGAUCCAAUAAACAAGUUGAAAAUUAUGGUGCCUGACAAACCUUUAGUAAACAUUUUAGUUAGCCUUACAUAACAAAGAGCUCAAGCAGUACUCUUCUUAGAAUAUGUUCUUGUUUAAAAUCACCGUUCCCAGCAAAUGAGGUUGGGAAGUUUCCUCAACCAACCUAGUUCAUCUUCUGCAUCACUGACACAAUCUAACCAUACCAAUAAACACUCUAAACUCCAGACAUAUGUACCUGCACCACACACACACACACACACACACACACACACACACACACACCCUUCAGAAGCAGCAGUCACACAUUAAAUCAAUGUGAGAGCAGGGAUGUCUCCCUAGCCUUGCCUGCUAAGUUGCUGGUUCUGGCUUGCUCUGUCCCUGGAAAUAAAUUCAGGUGUGCCGCACAAAUGCAGGCAGCAAGGAAGCCUUCAUGCAUGAUUAAGAUAAGGUUACCAGACGUCCCUGUUUCCCAGAGACAGUCCCUGGAUUUACAAAUCAGUCCCCUGACAAAAUCCACCUACUUAGUACGAAGUUGAAAAGUGUCCCCGGCUUCAUUGAAAAAAAUCUGGUAACCUUAGGUUAAAAUGCUUAAAAUUUUAACAUGUAGAUCAUAAUGUGUAAUGAGAUCACAUUUCCUUUUUUAUGCAUACACAUGUCCACUCGCUACAUGUGGUUAUCUACAUAGCAUGUUACACAUUUUCUCAUGAUAAAGUGCUUUCAGUCUAGGGAGAUGUUGUCUAAGAUGGUCCACAGACUCCAGAAAGAAAUCCACACUCGAGAAACACAAGUUCUAUACACAGAUGUGCUACCUGAAAAUAUUCUUUGCCUCCACAAAAUGUUACCUCUGCUGCUGCCUACACACACACAUAACACUACGUAAAUUAUCUCACUAAGGUGGUUUUGAUAAUAUAUAUGAUAAGGAACUGGUCUCCCUACCCUGAUCUUUUUAUACAGAGUGUGAUAUAAAUCUAAAUAACCAAAUAAGAAUAAUCUACUUGGUAUGUGAACUUUCAGCUUGUGAUAUGGAUGUAUUUGAGGCCUAUAGGAUCCAUGACACUGGUCAGAUUCAGCAUCUGACAACAGCUGGACUAAAAUAUUUUGGCCUGUAUUUUGAAUGACACUUAUGAAAUCCAGCCAACUUUGAUAGCGUUUACUAGGCAAUAUGAAUAGAACUGCCUAGUUUUCUGACUUCCACCUGUGGAGUUGAAUAGUUUGGUUCUGGCUUUUCUCUCUCUGAUUCAAAUUGCCCCAUAUAAGCCUCUAAGUAGAAAAGGGAAAUGUUUGUAUAUAAUUUAGGUUUUCCCAUUUUGAAAAUAGUUACCUGUUAUUUCCCCCCACCCCAAUUACAACAUAUGUCAGAAAUCCUUAAACUUACACAAUAUGCUUGGAAGACUAUACAAAGCUAUACGAUCAUGAAGGGGAAACUUUGGCCCUCCAUAUGUUGAUGGACUCCAACUCCCACCACCCCUGACCAUUGACCAUGCUGGCCAGGGCUGAUGGGAGUUGAAAUGACAUCUGAAGAGCCAAAGGUUCCCCACCACUGCUAUACCAAAAUGAACUAUUUUGUAGACUCGUUAGAAUAUUAGCCUUCAGCGUUGCAUUAGGAUCUAUGAGGCCCGUGUAUAGAACUGAAAGCAGUAGACAAUCAUGUGCCCAGAAAGGAGCAAUAUUAGGAAAGGAAAAUCACCCCCUUGUUUGUGUACUGCUUACAUUUGCGUAAUACUGAGAUGCUUCUCACAGCAGGGUGUUGAGGCUCAGUCAGGACAGCUUUCAUUGCCUCUGAAUGCUUGUUUGUCCACUGGCUUUUUGAAUACUUUAUACAAGGAAGGCACUAAGAUACCCCUUUUUUAAAAAAGUAAAAUAUACUAUAAAAAGAGAGAGUACAUCUUUGUAUUUCAUAAGCAUUCUUCAGCAUACUCACUUGUCAUUUUGUAUUGCACACUAAGAUGAAAUGGCUCUAGAUUUAUGUAUUGAAAAACAUAAGCAUUGUCUCAUGAGACCAGACUCUUAUCUAGAAAUAGUACUCCACUUCAAUGUGUGAUCAGCCCAGUGUCUCUGCACCGGACUUUACAAAACCCAAAAACAAAUUCCAUAAAACUUGGCAAUAUUUUCUUAUGUACUCUAUUGGCAAUCACCAUUAACAAAUGGACUUUUAUGGAAAAACACUGUGGGAUGGCAUGGCAAAUGGAUGGGAUGAACAUGAUUUGCAAUGCCAUGCCCCAUACGGAUUUGAUAAUAUAGUCCCAUAAUUCUGGUUUGUUAUAACUGGGGGAAACUCUUGUGCGUAUUAUGUUGUCCUCUUUCUUCUUUUUCUUCCUUCUCUCUUGGUUAAUGUGUUGUACAUAAUUUUCUAUAAAGGGAAAGUCCCACUGGAUGUAUGUACUUCCAAGCAAAGAUUUUUAGGAGUGGGCUGCACUGACAAGAAAUGCUUAAACUGAGACACAGUGACAUAUACUACUUUCUUGAAGAUGCUUCCACUACAAUUUCAGCUUCCACAGAUUAGAAUUUGCCUUAGGUAAAAGCCCACAAACACAAUUUUGUUGUGUUCAGUAUGUGCUCCUGCUUCACUGUAUCUCAAGAGAGAACUUAAAGAUAUGAGGGAAUCCUGCACUUUGCAAACUACCUUGUAUUUGAGAUAGCAAUGAGAUUGUGAGUUCCAUUCCACAGAUAAUGAGAAAGGAGGCUCCUUUGAAACUAUUUGGCUUGGAAGUAGAAAUGUGUCUUGGAAGUAGAAAUGUGCCUAACUUCAAUGCUGCUGUAUAUAUUAUUUUUGCUGCUCCAGUUUUUCAAACCAUUUAAUCUGAGGAUUAUAGAAGAUAACUGCAAGCUAAACUAUCUGGGCAGGCCAAAUAAACUGAUUACAUAUUAACUCUUUUGUCCUACAAUCAUCCUAGCAGACUGAUAUAGAAGCACUGGUUUCAUCAUAUAAUAUGUGUAUGGGACAGGAAAACAGUUGUGUUUAGAUUUUGAGGGUAUUUUUUUUUUUUUAAUGCUUGGCAUUUUCAGUUGGAGGGCUGUGCCCCAGUAGCUCCAGAGGACCAGCCCAAAUCGCUGAUGAAUAAAAAUGAAGGCCAAAGGCUUUUAAGCCAUUUUCACAGGAGAGAUUUAAGCACCCUCUUACUUCUUCCAUUAAAAUAAAUGGGCUUCAGUGGGCUUAACUUUGAUUUUCUUCUGAGGGUAUAUUCCAGCCAAUAGUGAGUUGCUUGAUAAGGGGGAGAUAUAAGUAUGUGUUUAACUGUUCCAUCCUGCCUGGAUUUUGCCUUGUGAUUGAUCGUAUAUGUACCAGCCAGUCCUUUCUGUUUAAUUAUACUAUACCUACAACCCCACUGACAUUUGUACAACCUAAAUAUCAUGGCAUGCUAUCAUGACAUGAAUAUAAUCUCAUACACACAGCAUGAGUCAUGAAGUGAAACUGCCAAAAGCAUUUUUCCUGGAGACGCUUGAGCCCUUGUCAGAUUUCAAUUUCAAUUAAUGGCAUCACAUGCCAAGCAGUGCUUCAUUUCUAAAAUAAGAGGUGCCAGGAGGAUCUCAAAUGCCAGGAAACCAUCCCUGAACCUGGAAAGUUCUGAGUCCUAGAUAUAGAUAUGUGGGUGUUGGCUGUGGUUAGUCAUACAUGAGAAAUGGGAUCAGCAUCACACUCUUCAAUUUUAUUUCUUCCCAUGUUCCAGAGCUAAGUUAUAGCAUUAAAAAGCCUUCCCAGAUAUACAGGAUGCAGGUGUGCUUUUAGUUUACUGCUGGUUUCAUUUUUUAAAAAAGCUUUGUUUUUAUUAAUAACUUUGUUGUUUUAUUCUUUUUGCAAACCGCUUUGCUUUUUUGGUUUUUACAAUCAAGCGGUAUAUAAAUUUUAUGAAAAUAAAUCAAUGGCUGAAACAAAGCCUAAAAGCAAGUUGAGCAACCAUUUUGUCUCAGAAACACCACUAGAAUCACACAAGUAGAAUGUUUACUGCCAUGCCUAGUCCCACUGUUUCAGAACAGCUCAAAAACUUUGCUUUGCCUGGCAUUCCGCUGUUCGCCUGGCCUUCCCUAUAAUAAGCUGUGUGUGGUCACACCCAUAGUUUAACAUCUAUGAAGAAGCAUCUCUUUAAUGCUUCAUCAUGUUACAGGCUUCACCUUAGGUCAGCAUGAUCUAGACUGAGGCAACUGCACUUAGCAAUGGCUUCUGAUGACUAAAAAGAGAGAGAAUAAAUAGGGUUUAGGCUAAUGUACCCACUGUCACCCACCUACCCCAUCAAGAUGGUGCAGAGAUUGUCUGAGGCCCGUGGCAUGAAUAUUGUUAGAAUAAAGUUAUCAACUCAACAGCGUAAGUCCAGCAGGCCCCUGGCAGAGACCCCUGGCAAGGCUCCUUGCCCAGCUUAGCCUCUGAGGCCCGGAGCAAGUGUACCCUGCUGCCUCAUGGGCCUGCACACCAUGACUUUUGACAACAAGUGCAUUCCAGCCCAGCAUUCACCACCAUGACAUAGGUUGUGCAUGUUGGCCUCUAUUUUUGCAUUACCAUCAAAGUACUCAAGUUGCUGGGCAAGCACAAUCAGACCUUUUAAACUUGUUUUUCUGUUCUUAAACUGCUUUGCAUUUCUUUGUUUCCCUUUGCUUCUUUGUUGCAUUUCCCUGGUCAUUCAUUUUUUUGCUUUGUUUUCCCACUCCUCAGUAACUUGGGGGGGGGGGGUGAGUGCAAUUUAAUAUGAAGCAUGUCCAAAACAGGGUUCUUAACGCUUGCCACAGGAAAGGCUCAGAGGUAGAGCAUCUGCUUGCAGAUUUGCUUGCAGAAAAUCCCAGGUUCAAUCCCCGACAUCUCCAGGUAUGAAUGGGAUGUCCCCUAUCUGAAACUCAGGAGAGUCACUGCCAGACAAUGUGGAAAAUACUGGGAUAGAUGAACAAAUUAUCUGACUUUGUAUAAUACAGCUUCCUAUAUUCCUAAAGCUCCCCACCUCCCAAAAAGAAUUCCUCUUUGCUACCUCGGUCAGCUGCCAUGGCUAUUACAAAUAUGUUCACCCCUUUCCUCAGCCUCCCUGGGCCCUGAACUAAGAGGUACAAAGAGCACAUGGCAGCCUUUUGAACACAUAAAUAACGUUGUCAGAUCUGGCCUGCAUGCUGUUCUGAACAAUAACUAUGCCCCUACAGAUGGCGUAAGGGAAGGUCCAAUAGACACAGGGACCUGAGAGUGAAUAUUAAUGUGUGUGAGCACAUCUGUGAAAACAGAGAUGAAGGAACCCCCUAGCAUUGCACUACACUCAGAGAUGUUGAUGGAGUAGCCUGGGGAUAGUCAUAGAAUGCACAUCUGCAUAAACUGCCCAAGUGUAACAUCCAAUAUUCAAAGGUUCAUAACUUUAGAAAACUUAACAGAUGCUCAAGCAUUUUCCCACCUCAAUGAUGUAUUUGUUUUUUCUAUGCACUAACUUUCCUCCAACUGUUUCCUAUGUUGGAGAAUAGGGAACAGGGUGCAGAAGAGAUCAUUUGUCUUUAAUACAAGAGGAAGGAGCCGUUAUGGCACUCCCUUCUUUUUUUUUUUUAAAUGAUAUUUAUUAAAGUUUCAAAGAAAAGAUUACAUAAAUAAAAAGAGGGAAAAAAGAGAAAGAAAUAAAAAAGAAAAAAAUACAAAAUACAGAAAAAAGAUAAAAAACACUUAAAAAACACAUCAAUCUUUCCAUGCCUUACAUUUCAUUUCCUUGCUUCCCUGACCUCCUCACACCUCCCUUUUUUGUGUUCCAGUUCUAUUAGUUAAUUCAGCAAUUCCUUUCCCUCUUUGUUUUUGUCUUAAUCCUUUAACUUAAUAUAUUAUAACUUUGGAUUUUCACCUGUUAACAAUCCAUUUUUACAUACACCUUUAUAACAUUGCUGCUAAAACCACUUAACUUCAUUCUGACAUCAUUCUAACAUUCAUUAAUUUUGCAGUAUUUCUGUAAAUAGUCUUUAAAUUUCUUCCAAUCUUCUUCCACCGACUCUUCUCCCUGGUCUCGGAUUCUGCCAGUCAUUUCCGCCAGUUCCAUAUAGUCCAUCACCUUCAUCUGCCAUUCUUCCAGAGUGGGUAAAUCUUGUGUCUUCCAAUACUUUGCAAUAAGUAUUCUUGCUGCUGUUGUGGCUAUGGCACUCCCUUCUUAUGUCUAAUAUAUCAGAAAAAAAUAUCCCCAAAUUCUAGACAGCAUGAUAAGUUUGGGAUGUGGAAUGCCAACCAUGUAAAGUCAGAACAUUUUACUGCUACAAAAAAUGGAGUUAAAGUUGAAUUUAUUGCCCUAUGAUACACUAGAGGGCACUCCUCCAAACACACUAAUAUAUAUUUAUUCAUUUGCAUGUAGAUCUCCUAGCAGUUGUGUUACCUUUUGUUAUCUCUUUGGGAAACCCAUCAUAUUAAAUAAAUGUAUGUUGAUAUAGACAAGAGUUAGUAAUGUUUAACAGACUGUCAGUUGUAUUAUAACUUGGCAAGCAUUAUAGCCAGAGGUGGUGAACCUGCUGCCUCCCAGAUAUGGUUGGACUCCAGCUGAAUAGCCACAGGUGGCGGUAGGAGGGUUAUAGUCCACCAACACCUGGUGAGCUUGAGGUUCCCCAACCCACCUUAGAAAAUAAUUAAAGGCAGCACCAAACAUGUCCAGUGGAAAUUACCUAUUAACUAGAAAACAUAUGGCAGGUUAUUUAUCCAGGAUACCUAUCAGAUUCCACUGGUACUUGAAUUAUUUCCAGUCUGUCAAACUAUAUUUUGGCCAACCUACGAAUGGCAGCUAUACCUCAACUUCAUCCCCGUUCCAUUUAAAUGAGCUAUGCAUGCAUGAAAAAGUUAGGAUAUUAGAAUUUUCCACAAUUUCAUAUCGUUUCAUAUAGAUGGAGCAAUAUAUUGGAAGCUGUUCCUCCAGCAGACACUGGGCAGGAAGUGGAAGCAUAUCCCAAGCAGUAUUAGAUACAUAGAAUUCCAUCCAUCCACUGCCGCUGUGCCGGUUGGCUUGCCCAAGUAUGAGUGGAGGGUAUUAAGGCUCAUGAUAUCGGUAGUGAUGAGUUACAUAGCUUCUUCUGUAUAGCCAAGCAGCCCUCUGUGCCUUAGCUGUUAACUGUUAUUCAAGGAUGCAUUGAGCAUAUCCUAUCGUCCUUCCCAUAACUCUUUAGAAGCAGCAAAUAGUAACAACAUCGCGUCUCCCCAUACCCAAUCUCUUCCUAGAUCUUUUCCUUUCCACUUUUAUUUGAUAUUUGGAUUAUCUCCCCCCCCUCUUGAUACAACAGUCUUCCAGGCAUAUAGAACAAGGCUUAUCAGUUUCACCUUAGACAGAAGAUGUGAAACUGAUAAAACAUCACAGCAAGGUAUCUUUCCUCUGGCCUGUUUCUUACUCCAUGGAGAUUUGAUAUGGUAUUUUAUGAGAUGAAGACAGGAACACAAAGGAGCAAAAAUGCAGCUCAUGUAUACUCUGUGGAAUUGUGUAGAUAAGGCCUUAGAAAAAUUAUUGCAUUGUAAGUGGUAUGUACUAGUCGCAAUCCAAUGCAGAGGGUGAAAUCCAGUGAAAUCCAUUCUCAGAACAGCUUUUGAUCAAGUGGAAGCAUCUGCAGACAUUAGAGAAGGGGAACUGGUUUUCCCUGAUUUUCCCUGCAAUCCUUUCCACACAGUUCUGGAUGGUCCUCCAGCCCUCUGGAGCAGUUUUUAAGUGGCUGUUGUUUUAUGCUAUGUAUAAAGUAUAUUGGUGCUUAAAACACACUUUAAAAAAACUCUUUGUGCCAUACAUUGUUAUCUGUAUGCACCAAUACAUACAGCAGCAGAAAGUGCAAAAUAAGAGAAAAUCUCAUCCCCUUCUCUUACAAUAACAGAUAACAUCUGCUGGACCAAAAGCCAUUCCACAAGCAGAACAGCAGUGGUGGGUUUCACCCAGAGUCAAGCAAACUUAUAUCAAUGUAUUUCAAUACAAUAUGCAUGUUAACAUUAGACCAUGAAAUUAGCACUUUUAGCUGCUUAACCUCAGGGACCUAAAAGAUACCCCUCUCUGCAGCACAGAUAUUAUAGUAAAUCAUUAGUCCACAAAAGAAUAUUCUGAAAAGUAGCAAUUGCAGAAGGUACUGAAAACAUCAUGACAGUCAUUUAUGUAUUUAUAAAAUGAUCUCAUGUCUGAACCUUUUCUAUGCAAACAAAAGUACAAAAAUCACAUUUGUCUUCCAUAGAAACUGACUCAGAUGUCUAAUAUUCUUUCUUGAACAUAAAUAAAAGGAGAACUCAUUAUAUUUUAUCUAUGUUGGCUAUUCAGACAUUUAUUUCCUAUUAAUCAGGCUGAACAUUAACUCUAGUUGACUGACUCUUUUUAUAACAGACAGAAUGUUGUUAAGUAGGAAUGAUUCAGCAGCUAUGUUGACGUAGGAAAUCAGUCUAAGAAGCAAGACAGCAUAACCCAGACUGGCUUCUAGUGCUGACGGCAUUCAAAAUGCCUGCAACCUGGCAGUCCAUGAAUUUGGCACAUGGUGCCAGAUCACUGAAGUGCCUAAGUAAUGAAAUUUUGCUGAUGUGUGUGUAGCAAAAAAAAAAAAACUCCCACAAGAGGUAUUUCCAUUUUUACUUUGCAAAAGUAAUGAGUAUCUUGGCAUCAACAGCUUCAAAAUUUGGGGGCAGUGUGAGCUGCUCUGUCAGGUCUUGCCAGUCACACUAUGGGAAUUCAACAGAAUUACUGGUAUGUAAUAUAUGACCUGGUAUGUAAUAUAUUUCAUCAGGUGUACACAUCAGGUGUGCAUUUUGGUGGGCAUGGCUUGGCCAAAAUAGCCUCAUGGUCCAAAUGGAAAGGCCUGGUGGGACUUAUUAGCAGGGGGAGCUCUCCACCCCUGCUUUAUGGCUACUAGCAACCACAGCCAGCGACCCCGAGACAUCCAGGCAUGCCCUCUACCACUGCAGCACCAUCCAAGAAUUUCAAGUGUAUGCUGAAGUGAAAGUUCAGGAUGCUGGAAAACCAGCCAAAUGAACAGACAACGGCAUGUGCAAUAGUGCCUGUUGCCCCACCCCUCUGUAAAUGACACAGAAAUGAUUGAUAUCUUUCUUUGAGGAUGAAAAAGAAAUAAUUUAUUAUUUAUACCCCACCCAUCUGGCUGGGCUUUCCCAGCCACUCUGGGCGGCUUCCAACAAAAUAUUAAAAUACUGUAAUACAUCAAACAUUAAAAGCUUCCCUAAACAGGGCUGCCUUCAGAUGUCUUCUAAAAGUCUGGUAGUUGUUCUCUUUGACAUCUGGUGGGAGGGCGUCAAACUUCCACUACCGAGAAGGCCCUCUGCCUGGUUCCCUGUAACUUGGCUUCUCACAGUGAGGGAACCGCCAGAAGGCCCUCGGCACUGGACCUCAAUGUCCGGGUAGAAUGAUGGGGGUGGAGAUGCUCCUUCAGAUAUACUGGACCGAGGUUACUAUAAAAUCCAAAGUCAUUAUCCUUAUUUGUGUGUAUAAAUUAGCAGGCUUAGUGAUCAUUAUAAAGGCAUAUAUCUUGAGACAGAAGCCUGGCCACAAAAAUGCAACCAUGUACUGUAAGUCAGUCAAGACUUAAAAUUCCUGAUCUCUUUUACAUAGGAAACAGGUGGAUAAAGGCUUUAGCUUUUUGUGCCUUGCUGAGUCAGAAACCUGGGAAAGAAUUAAUCGGUCAAAGGUUUUUGUUCUUGAAGAAACUGCAGCUGUUGUGGGGUGUAACUGUUCACCCACAUAGUGGUUUGGGCUGAAUUGCUUUCCAUUGACUGAACUGCAAGUGCACUAGACCAGAACAUCAGGUGCCAGAAAUGAUCAAAUUAAAAUAUUUCAUACUUAUGGCACUGACCCAUCUUUUGAGCUCCUCUCUCCUUCCAUUCCCACCCACCAGCCUCUACCCCAUGCCAUGCUUUGCAUGUCUCCACUUUAUCCCUUAUGAAUUCCGCAAAGUCAAUUAGUACAAUAUUGGUGUCACAGAGGAAUUCACUUAAAAAGCUUCUCUGUGCCAGGGACAAUAGGCAGCAUUCCAUAUGGCAUCUACCCAGGCCAGAUCAGGAGGGUGGGGGUGGUAAAAGAGGGGCACAUGCUGCAGACAGCAGAUCCUCCAAGUGUCCCUAUUUUCCAGGGACAGUCAUGGAUUUACAGAAGCCAUCCCAGUUUCUGAUUUGAUCCCGGAGUGUUUUCCUUAGGGCGUCCCUAUUUUCAUUGGAGAAAUACUGGAGGGUAUGGUGGCAGCAGGUGAGGGGUGGCAGCAAACAGCAAACUACCUCCUCCCUUUUUCAUACCUGUAGCAAUGCAGAAGUGAGUCCUUUUGAAAUGGGCUUCUUUAGAGGGUUUGUACUCUGCUCAGGGGUUGGGGAGGAAAGGAACAGCUAGCUAGGACAGGAAGGUGCGCAGGGAGGAGCAGAGUUGCCAAAGAGAGCAGCAGCAGGAAAAAAAAUCAGCCAGCAAAGUGACACAGAUAUUUAUGGAAAUCCCCAACUUGUGAUUCCCAGCAACUAGUAUACUGAUGCAUACCGCCAUCAACAGUGGAGAUAGAAUACAGUGGUCACUGAAGGUCUUAAACUCCCUGAAUUUAUCUGAUUCUCUUUUGAAAGCCACAUGGAAGCUUUUCCAGAGGCUUCCACUGGGCACCCUGAACAUGCAAACAAUACACCUAUUAUAGCCACUUUCCUGCUACCACAAUGGAUACUUCCGUUCUGUUUACAGGUAGGUAGCCGUGUUGGUCUGCCGUAGUCAAAACAAAAUAAACAAAUUCCUUUCAGUAGCACCGUGGAGACCAACUAGGUUUCUUAUUGGUAUGAGCUUCCAUGUGCAUGUAUCUGAAGAAGUGUGCAUGCACACGAAAGCUCAUACCAAUAACAAACUUAGUUGGUCUCUAAGGUGCUACUGGAAGGAUUUUUUUUAUUUUGCUCUGCUCUGUGUUUGUGUACUUGCUGCAGCUCUCAUUUUUGGGAGCAGUGAACUACUACUCUGUCAGCUACUUUUCAGCAGCUGACCAGUAUUUCCCAUCGAGUCUUAUAUCACUUCCUUCUGCCUCAGAGAGAAAUAAUCAAUUGUGCACUUUUUCUUAUAACAACCAGCUUUCAACUUUUUUUUAGUGCAGCUAAUUCUCAACAAUUGAGAAAAGACAGCAGCCAAAAAGGGGGCAGCCAAAUAGCAUUAUUUUAAGUACCAAACAAUGCAAAACACAACGUUGUUACAUUCUGGUAUGGCAAAGGCCCUUUUUGUCAAGCUAUUAAUUUGUACUUGAUCUCUGGGCAAGCAGGGGAAGGCAGCUAUUAAGGCAAGAAUGAUUUCAGCUACCUGAGGAAUUUUUUUAAAGACAACAAUAAACAAAACCUAGGAAAUCCCCUGGCUAGACCUACCAGCUUUAGGAAUGUUCGUCACAUUGCCUGGAGCACACAAAGUAGCACGAAGAACAUGCCAGACAAAGAUAAUAUUGUCUGUGCUUUCCACUGCAUUAAGAGAUGUGUCAUAAACACCCAGGUGACCUACCUAGCCGUGUGCUUGAGCAUAUUUGUCCAAAGAGCAAACCAAAGCAACAUUUUGCUUCAUACAAGAGGAAAAGAUAUUAAUAUGCUGUUGUUUAUAACUGGAAGUUUUACAAAGCAAAGAAACCAGCACCUGCAGUGGUGGAGUAGCUGAAAAUGAAAUAAGAGGUUGAAAAGAAAAGAUCCGUUGUAAUUUCUUCAUGAUAGACAACCCCAGCAUGCUGUGGUCCUGAUUUUUUAUAUAUAUAUAUAUAUAUAUAUAUAUAUAUAUAUAUAUAUGAGAAAAUAAAUAACUUCACUGACAGCACAUCAAGGACUUUCUUUUUAAAACUGGGACUUGCAAAAACAGAGAAUCAGUCUUGGUGAGUUAUAGUAUUAUUGUCACCCUACAUGAAUGUGGUUACUACCAGUGCUGAUUCCUGAUCAUUGAUACCAGUUUGGACAUCACCCUUGAAGAAAAUAGUCCUUUUCAGAUGCUAUAGGGAUGUGCUACAGGACGCAAUAGCCAUCGUUUGGCACUGUGGGGACAAGAAGACCCAAAGGGAAUUGGUCCUCUUCCUACCUCCCUUCACAUAUUGUGAUCCAAGAGUCAGCAGAAGCCUGCGCAAGGCCUUUGACUUGUGCAUUGGGGCUUCCUCCCUCUCCUGCCCACAUAUGACCUCUUCACACACCCCCAAAAUUUGGCCCUGAGUGGGUCAGGAAACGCCGCCCCCCCGGACAAUGCAUGGGGGUUGAGGGGGGGUUGUAAUAUACAGCUACUGAUUGUCAUGAAUUGACAGCACAACAGGGAGGAGAAAGAGGAUCCCAUUGAGAGGUGUAGCUGAGACUGGGACACACUGAGGCAAGGUGGGGAUGGGGAAGGAGAGGUUGGUGUAGGAAGGACUCAUGAUGUGAUAUGUUAAUUUGUGUCUGUACAGAAAUUCAGCACUCAUGCUAUCUAUCUAACCAAAUAAUCAAGGCUCAAGAACUAAUUUCUCCCUUCACCCCAUUAUUUUAGUCACUGUGCAAACCUAAAGAGUCUAUCCUGACAUUUACACAUUGUAUAAUGAAGAUAAUGUAUUAUUUCUUAAACCCUUUCCAAUUUUUAGGAUUCCUUCACUAACAAAAAAUUAAAAAUGAAAGCCCGCAGGAGAGAGUUUAUUUGUACCCUUCUUUCUUUUAGAAUUGGAUUCACCAUUCUUGUCUCCAUUACUUCCUUUAGCAAUGUUUGAAAAGCCAUUCCAAGGUCAUGAAGUCUUAGUCAAGCAUAAUGUAUAAAAGGUGCUUGAACAUCACGAGAUUGUGUAAGUCAUGCCUGUAAAAUCCAAAGUUUGAAUUUCUAAAACUUCAAAGGCCACAGUGUAAUAUUUUUGCCUGCCAAAUAGUUAUGUUACCAGGAGAUGGCAGCACUUUAUAUAUAAACACAACCUGUAUAUCAAGCUGUUUUCUAAAACAACAUAAGAAGGACUCUUCUCUGCCGUUCAUCCAGCAGUGCUUCAGUGUCCCAGGUGUCCAGGAUGGAGCAGUGUGUUGGGUGGCCAAAAGAAACAGUGCAUCAGAUCACUGGAAAAGACUAGAGCAACUAUACAAGGGCAAACUCCCCAAGCUCUACACCAGGAGUGAGGAACUUUUUAUUUAAUCUAGCCUUGCUGGCCACCUGUCAAUCACCUGGCAUCACAAUGACAUCAGCAGAAAAGGGGGGAAAACAAUGACAUCAGCAGAUAGGGCACUUUGAUGUUCCAAAAUUAACUGAUGUGCUGUGGAGCCAAAACCUGGUUUUUGCAGGCAUCAGUUGCAUGAGCAAUUUAACCAUGGAGAACUCACUAGCACAGCUGAUCUAGUAGACUUUUGUUCUACUCUCCAUCAGUACUUUAAGACUCCUGAUUGUGCAUCUCUCCCUGCUCCACACGUAUGACCAUGUAUGACCAUCAGGUGUGGGGCAGGCAUACAUGGCUUGACAAAAAUGGCCUUGUGGGCCAAAUUUGGCCUGAAAGCCUGAGAUUCACCACCCAUACCGUAAACUGCUGCUAAAUAUGAGUCUUUCUGCCACUUGGAGAAGUUAUACUGUCGGCAAAUCCUUUUCUUUUACUGUAAGCCCAUGCAUGGCAAUUUAAUCUCCUCAUUUUUUCGUGAAACAGUUCUUGUACGAAAACCUGCCAUUUACCACAAUAGAGUAAAUCCUUUAAAAAUCUAUCAUUUAUGUGGUAGUUACUGAGAUUUCUGUAUGAUGACUGUUUCACACAUGCAAAUAUAUGUGAAAUAUAAUUUUUAUUUUAUUAGAGUUGAAAGGCAGGAUAUAAAUAUUUUAAAAUACAGUACAUGAUUCAAUUGCUUAAGUUCUUUACUAGCUUGAAAUUCAUAUACUGUAAUUCUUAGGUGUAUGUACACAUUAAGAAAAUAAUAAUAAUACAAUAGAAAGAAACACUGGAACACAGUAUUCUCACAGGCAGGAGAGUCAUUUUCCUCUCUACCCUUUAUGAGUGAGCCCCAUGCCUUUCAUAUGUGGGCACAAAUGGCCCCAGAAGGAUUAGGUGGAACUAACAGCACCCACAGGUCAGUGAAGUACUCCUUAGGACUGCACAUGACAAGCACAUGUCUGCCUGUGGUUUAAUGAGUCUACACUUUGCGCUGGCAGGUUUGCUAUACGCUGAUAACAUUCAAUAAUUCCUCCCCUCUUUGUCUUUACCAAGCCUUGUAAUCUCCUGUCCAGUGAUCUAGCUACCCACAACUCAUGCACUAAUAUGUGCUACUUGAUUAAAUCUGAAUCCAACCAUAAGUGCUGGUGGCUUUCAGCUCUUGUCAUGCUUAAGGAGUGUUGCUGAAUGAUGAACUUCAAGGAGCCACUUCCUAGUCCUGAAAUCCUGUGAAUUACAUUGCCACUCUAGGGAGGCUUACUCAAUAGGACUUAUUUCUGAGUAAGCAUGUAUCUUAUUACACUGCACAUCAUAUGAUACAUACGUUCAAACAGUCAUUAUUUUCGCAUCCCUGACCCUGGUCACCCACUGCCCUGUUUCUCCUUAUUUGUGCAAUUGAAGAAUGUCAUAUUCACAUUUUAGGGCAAGUUGUCAGGAGUUGACAUUAUCCUCGGUAUAAACUCCCUCCCAUCUAGAGAACCCAACUGGGAUCUGGGAAGAGAAUAACUGGCAGGUAAUGGAUGCCUCUCGCCUCUCUUAAUGUAUUUAUUUAUUUAUUUAUUAUAUCUAUCUAGCUCCCUUCCUCCCAAAGGAGCUCAAGAUGAUAUACAACAUAGUUCAUUAACAAACAUCAACAACACUUCCAUGCUAACCCACAAACACCCACCUACAGUUCUUUGCUCUCCUAUGGUUGCUCCUCUUUAUUGUUGAGGGCGCAUAGUAGUGUGUACGGGGUAAAGGGAAGUAAAUUGGUACAUGCUUCUGAUUUGGAUUGGGGCACUAUGACUUCCUUUUCUUCAGAACUGAUGUGGACAGAUUAAGCAUGCAUAUAACAUAAAAUGUAAGUAGUGCACAGCCUGUCAUUCCACACACCGUAGCUUCUGAGGAAUAUUUUUGAACUGUCAAUAACCUGCUGCAGAACAGUUACACACACACACACACCAAACACCCUAAUAUAUUAUUUCUCUAAGCAAAAUAGCAAAUGCCCUUCUGACUUUUAAAUCAGUAGAAGACAAGCUGCCACUUCCUGCCAAGGUCGUGGGUUUGAUCGCCAUGCAGGCCACCUGCAUAUUCCUGCAUUGCAGAGGGUUCAGCUUCAACUACAGAAACCUCUGGGUCCAACUCUAUGAUUCCAUGAUUUUGAAGCCAUUGUACCGUGACUCAUAUAUGUAAACUAAAAACGCUCUUCAGUUUGCUUGCUUACUUUCUUGCUCCCCCCCCCCCCCCGCCCCCUGCUUCUUUCCCCUUAUGAUUACUCGGCUUGUGUUUACCGAGGGUGAGGACGUGAUUCUUCAAUCUGAAUAUGGCAUGUCACUGCACCUCGCUACAAGCAGCCUAGGGAAACAUUUGAGAGACGUUGUGAGUCACAUUUCCUCCAACAGUCAUCUUUAGGACUUGUGGAGUAAAUUCCCUUGCAUAUAAAGCUAUUAACUCUUGAAAUCAAAACUAUGUUGGUAACUGGACGGGGGCAGAGUUCAGAGGGAGCUGCAACUGGGGUCAACCUUAAGGGUGGGUGACUCCGUCAAUGUGAGUUUCUCGUUUUUCCAGGCUUCCACAUUUCCACGUCAGUUUGUGAUUUUAUUUUUAGUCCUUAUGGAAAUUCAGCAACAUUUUUGUUCACCAUUUCCACAUAUAGGCACAUUUUAUCCUCUUUUGGUACCCAUUAGUUGGCUGGGAACCUGCACUUCAAAAUUCAGAGAGAUGCCAAUUUUGAAGGAUGUAUGUAUUUCAGUUCUCUUAUUGUUUUGGAAUGUGAAAAUUAGAUAAGUUUGCCUUUCACUUGUAAAUGAAUCAGAUUUCUCUCUUCUCCCGAGUCAGCACCCAGUUGUCUGUGAUGGGUCUGUAUUAUAGCCAGCCUAAGACUCUUUGCUGCCUGAGGAGGAGUAAAUAGCACUCCAUCCCCUCCAGUCAAGGCACAGAGCACCCGAGCCUAGCCAAGUCUGAACCAGUAAACUCCACAUGCAUCACUCCAUCACUCUGGCAGCCCAAAGACAACAAUAAUAUAUUAAAUAACUAUCUUCUGCCCUUUCAUGACAUCCAGCUCAGGGCUGCCUUAGGUAGGCUUAGCUCUGUUCCACAACAGAAAAGUUGCCUCUACACAUAAUAUAUUCAGCUAUUCAAAAAUUAGCCACUUAUUUACCUUCCUGGCCUGAAAGCUUUGCUGUUGUUUUUUAACAGACCAUUUCUUUCUUUCUUUCUUUCUUUCUUUCUUUCUUUCUUUCUUUCUUUCUUUCUUUCUUUCUUUCUUUCUUUCUUUCUUUCCUGGUCAGAUGUCAAUCCCAUUUGCAUGUCUGGCUAUUUUCUUUUGCCAGUGAAGAGCGAUGUGAAAUUUGUCCCCUUUUCUGCUCCAUUUCUUCUCUUCUAUACUCCCUGCCACUUCCUCUCAGGGAAUCAAAAGAACCCAUAGUAUUCGCAGCAGUGGAAUGUAUUUAUUUAUUCAUUUGAUUAUUUAGCCAUUUUUGAACUGUCCCUUCACCAAAAACGUUCACAGGGCACUUAAUUUUUUUAAAAAGCAAGAAAGUAAUUGUGAAGAUACAGCCUACAUUUAACAAAAACAUUGAAGCAAUCCUCAUAAAUUACACAAAUGGCAUAAUUAAAAACACAGUGGCCAAGUAGAUGCCUGAGGAAAAACCACAAGCAUGACCUGAGUACAAGAGCCCUCUCCCCUCCUGUGGUUUCCAGCAAAUGGUAUUCAGAAACAUUACUGCCUCCAACUGUGGAGGCAGAACAUAGCCAUCAUGACUAGUAGCCUUCAAAAGCUCUCUCCUCCAUGAAUUUGUCUAAUCCACCUUUAACUCCAUCUAGGUAUAUGGCCACCACUGUUUCCUGUGAGUACAAAUUCCGUUGUUAAACAAUGUGCUUCACGAUGGAGAACUUUCCUUUAUCUGUCUGGAAUCUUCUGAUUUUCAGCUUCAUUGGAUGCCCAUGAGUUCUAGUGUUGGGAGGGAGGGGGUUUCUCUAUCCACUUUCUCCAUGCCAUGAAUAAUUUUAAUUGCAAAUUGGUUUGUUUGUUUUUUAUGGUAAAGUGCAUUGCGAGUCAUAAGUUGGGUAUAAAUAUAGCCAAUGAUGAAAGCAUGAGUGAAUGAAUGCUUAGCAGGAGUACCAUAGAAAGGAAAUGGCUUGCAGUGAAAGGGGUUUUCCUCCCAAAUGAUCCACUGAGUGUCCUGACUUCACCAUGACUCCUACUCAUGCCUAAUCAGAUAAAUUCAGGCUCUUAAUGCAGGGAAGAGUAGUUAUCAUCUGAAGGGCAUAGCUCUCACCAUUCAGGUAACAGGUGAGUCAAGGCCUCUAGCCUGGGAAAGGGACAUAAGUAGCAUUGUAAUAAAGCAGCUGAUUGGAGCUUAAUGUUGGGGGGGUGAGCUAAAAUAGCAGGGAUAUUGUUUCAGAUGUCAAUUGGGGAUGAGAGAAAGGUUUUCAGGAAGUUGUGCUUCAGCAAAAUCUAAAAUCCUGCUCUUUGAUUCGUUCAGGGGCGUAUUUAAAGUGUGUGAGAGUGAAAGAGAGCACAUUUUUGUUUCAUAUAGUCAGCACUUUUUUUCUAAAAAAAAAUGUUUAGGGGUACCCUCAUUUUCUUACUCAUAUUGAAAUACUGCCCCUCAAUGAGGCCAAACUUAAAUUCACAAAAUGUUUAGGGGUAUGCGUACCCCCAGGGGAAAAGCACUGCAUAUAGUUAUCGUGAGAUGUUAAGCAAAUAGACUUGUGCUUUUGAUGUGCUUAGCACACCAAACAGGCCCCAAAAUCCCCAUAAUGUGAGGAAUAUGCUAGUCUGCCACACACAAAAAUAUCUUGUGUGGCCCAAUAGUACUGCUCCCACAGAGGGUGCCUUGCCCUCUCCUCACCAGUGUAUCUGCACAAUGUACUGCUCAGGCUUUGCUCAUCUGUUUGGGGGUAAUUCCAUCUCUCUGCCAAGUAUGAUGGGAGCAUACGUAGCUCUUCUGAGGCAUUACCUCACCUCAAAAGAGACUGUCUGCUGUGCAUCUUCUAAUUAACAAGGACAACCAGAAUACCAGCAUGCAGAAACAGAAAAGGGUAGUCUCCUUAGAUGCAAUGUUGUGCUUGCCUCAGGCAGCAGAUGCUGUGGGGAGGGGCAGUGGCAAGGUGUUGGAGGACACAGCUGUGUGUGCCCCACAACUUGCCUUGCUUACCCCUAAACUAGCCUGCUGUCCUCAGUUGCAGCAGAAGACACUGGCAGUGUAUUAAAGUAAGAUUUAAAUGCCAGUUCAGUCAGCUUCUGAACACAGUAUGUAGGGGUGUCAUCCUGUCCUUUGCCUCAGGCAGCAAAAUGUCCUGGGCCAGAUAAUUAUUACAAGGAGGCACUCUAAAUGUGAAUGUUUUCAGCUGUAAGAGUAAAGUGUGCCCCAGGUUUCCCAUUUCUAUUUUCUGUUUCAGAAAACAGUGCCCCUCGGUUAUCAGAAAAGUGGGGAUAUUUUAUUUAUUUAUAAAAAAAAAUUGUAUACCACUAUUUCACAGAAAAAUAUAAAAGCGGUUUACAAUAUUGCAUAAAAUCAUACUGUAAAAUCCACCUGAAAAAAUGAAAUCAGAAUUGAAAUCAAACAUCAGUUAAUUAUUGUAGAAAGAUGUGUUCUUAGUUCCUGCAUAGACUUGGCAGAAUAAAAAUGUUUUCAUAAUAAUAAUAAUAAUAAUAAUAACAAUUUAUUAUUUAUACAGCGCCCAUCUGGCUGGGUUUCCCCAGCCACUCUGGUUGGCUCCCAACAGAAUAUUAAAAACACGAUAAAACAUCAAACAUUAAUGCAGGUGUUUAGAGGUUGAAAUAGAAGGCGCUUGCUGAAUCUCUCUUAGCAGAGUAUUCCACAAUACUGGGCCAAUGACAUUAAAGGCUUGGUUUCUUGUUGUCAAAUGAGCCUCUCAAACAGGGGCAACCCUGUGAUAACCCUAUGAAUGAUAUGGAAAAUUCAGAGAUUCUAAAUGCAUAGUGACUGCUGCGGUCAAAUGAACAGAAGGUCUAAACUAUAAAUGCAGAGAACCCUCCAUUUGGCUGGUUAUAGCUUUAUCCAAAGCAGAAAAGAGUAGAUGCUCUGGCACAGCUCUAGCAACAGACACACAACACAUGCUGUGUGGUUUAUUGGAAAGCUUUUUUUAAAGCGUGAAAAAUUGGAGACGGUAAGACGCUCCUUUGCUAGGAACUGCCACUCCUCUCUGUGGGUUGGAUUACAAGAUUGAUUGAAACUAUUUUGCAAACAGUAUGCCACAUAUAUUCAGCAAUGAUGCAAAUGUUGCCCCCAAGUGAUACUUUCAAUUAAUACGCUAUAUGGAAUGUCAGGAGGGAUAAAGUUUUAUCAGUUGUCGAAAAUUAAAUGGAGAUUUCCUGAUAAAUAAUAGUUUUCCCAACAACGUGAAACUUGACAUUUCUUGCUGCUUCCCUAAGUCAGAAGGGCAUGGUACUAAGAGAAGCAGUACGUGAGAGUGGGGCAGGGGACAUCAGUGAGCUUAUUGUAUAAGCAAGACAGCAAAACUGAACUCAAAAGAUCAUUUCAAAUUCACCUUUAUAUGCACAAAAUAUGUUUUUUUGUCCAGGCCAAAACUGUGCAGUCAAUUUCCAGAUAAAAAUCCAUCAAUCAACCACAUGACCUUGGCCUAUGCACGUAGGAUGCUAUGCAUAUAGGUCUCUUCAAAGAUCUAUGGACAGCAGAGAUACGUAAGUCUAGUGCACCUGCUCCAUGCACAGGGCCAAAUUAGGCCUUUCCAGUAUUGCGUAACCCAGCCCUUUCAUGUCUUAAUCUGCAUAAAUUGAAUGCACUGAGAGAUGACUGAAAUGGAAUCUACUUAUUCACUCUUACACUUGACCAAAGGUCUGUAAAUGGUUCACAUGGAAGGUCCUUUCACAGGUCAAGUAGAAGGUAUGAUUCCUCUCUUUCUCAGGGACACUGACAGAGGGCUAUACUUAUACCAGGCCCCAGACACUUAGCUUUCAUUUAAAUAAAUAAAAAAAGUCAAUUGAACAUUUCUAACAAAAGUUAGAUAGCAAAUUGUGGAGGCAAUUCUAAAGCUUCAGCAUGUGACAGGUAGCACCAUAGCUAAGGACACUUAAUCACUGUUUUUAAGCAAUCAGAGGAAGAAAUGCUGACUAUCUCUCCUGGGGAGGGCUUCCAGUUCAGCAUGGGGAUGGGAAAAGGAGAAGCUUGUUGUUGCUGUUAGCCUGACACUGGACAGACUGGAUUAUGUUAGUUUAAGUACUUUCUUUCAUGUCCACAUUGUUUCAUUCAUUCCCAAAGUAUGCUUUCUUUACAGAAUAAAACAGGUGGGUGGGGGCACAUGUCAUUAUGACACAUGUUGGCUAGGUGGGCUGCCCCAACUACCUGUCAGAAUCCAUGCAAAACAUUCUUUGAAGCAGCAUCCCCUAUCCUUUAAACAUUGCUUGAGCAAUGUUAAAAGGAGCAGUUGCUGCUUCAAAGAGCACUUUUGCAAAGAGCUUUAAGACAGCUCCCAUGUUCCCAUCUGGGCCUUCUCAAUGCUUGAAAAACCUUUAAAGGGGAGGCUGUUUCAAAGAGUGAUUUGCAAAGGGCUUUAAUACAGCAUCCCUCCUCUGUCUGCGAUUCCAAAGGUCUGAGACUCCCACAACAUCAAUAGUAAAACAUUUUUAAAAGCAAUUUGUGAACAGCUAAUACAUUCUAUGAACAGUGAUCUCAGUGACUCAGGAACAGUGUCUUUCAGCCAUCAAAUGCCUGGGUAAAUAGAAAGGUUUUUAAAUUAUGCAUGAUAGUCAAUAAUGAGAGGCAGCUGCACCUCACUAUGGAAGGCAUUCCACAAACAGGGAACAGCCACUGAAAAGGCCCUGUCAUGAGCCAAUACCUACCAUGCAGCCCAGAGUGGCCUCACCACCACCAAGGCGUCACCUGCCGAUCAAAGGGUGUGAGAUAGUUGAUACUGGUGAGCGUGCACACAAAAUGGCACAAGAGUUGAUUUCCCAUGCUGCUUGUGUGAAUAUGUAAAUCUCAUAAAUAUGUGAGAGGAGUCUUUCCCAGCCAAAAAAGGUCUGUCUCAGCCAUGCAGAGAGAAACCUCCACACACACACAAAAUCCCACUGAUGUAAAAUAGCUCCUAUGCUGCUUGAUGUCCCUGACAUCAAGGGCCUUAGCCAACCAACAUUUUUAGUAAGCUUAGUGAUUAUAUUUCAAAAUGUAUUCCAGCAAGCUGACAUUCAGAUGUGUCUCAUAAUAGUUUUUACUUUUUAGCCACACACAUUUGCUUUUGCUCUUUUUAUCCUUUUAAUGCAAAGUUCAACAUUCUCUGCAAAUUUAAUCACAACUUCCAACAUUGCUGGUUAGGAUUACACAGCGGUGACAUAUACUUUUUCCCUUUUUAGAACUGGUUUUACAAGGUUCAUAUCCAACAAGGAAGUUGAGGAAAAAAUGGGAUUUAUACACCUCCACUCCAGGUAUUUUACCCAAAUUAUUCUACCAUUCAGUUAACAUAGGGAACAUGUUUGAAAAACGAUAUUGGGCCUUUAUAUCAACUCUAAAGGCACUAUAUUCCAACAUUCAUGGGUUCCUAAUGAGCUCUGUAAGGCUAAGUGUGUGGAUUAAAAACAGCAACCAGGAACUCAGGACUGUACCUGUAUGAAUUCCCCCACCUUCUUCUGACUAUAUACCUGUCUUCCUUAUAAGGGAAACAAGGAAGUAAGAUAAAGAAUUCCAUAACCAUGCUGAUAGCCCUUAGGCACAGCUUGCAGUUCACCUAUCCAGGUGGCACACUGUAUUGUUGCCUUGUUUAUGUUAAUGUAGUAUUCUGGUAACUGAGAAUAUUUCUUCUAAAACCUGCCUGGACUGGAGUUCUCAAUCUUCAAGUUCUCAUAAAGUUUCUGCACUGGGCUCAUUACGCUGGACAUAAUUAAUUAAUUUUGAUAUGUUUUGUAUGUGCAGCCAGAUCUGAAAGCGAAUGGGGAUUGAAUUGCUUUGCCUUUUUUUCCUAUUCCUGCAAAGAAUUAACUAUGUACAAGGUAAGGCUCACAGGUGAUGUAUUAACUUUUGGGAAAAUGUCCUAUCCUGCUCUUUUAGAAACUUUUUUUAAACGAGUAUACUAGUCCUGUUAUGCAUGCAGCUUUCCACUUGACUAUCGUGUAGCUGUUUUGAACUGAGUUUCGUUCCUGUUACCGAGGCUAUGUAUGGAAUGUAAUCCUAAGGACUGCUUAAUUUUACAAAUGAAUAGUGUGAGAAUUUACACUGCAUCUGUGAUUCUGUUAUGUUUUAUAGUACCUAAUACAUUUUUAACUUACAGCACAAAUAAAUAUCCAGAAAAGUAGCAGCAGUAGAAAAUGUCUGGUGCACAAAGAGCCGAUGAUCCAGCUGAAUCAGGAAUGAUAGAGAUCAAGUACAUGAAACACAAUGACUGAUUCAUACAAAAAAAAUUUUUUACAAAUCUUUCUUUUUGCCAGUUGUCACCUUGGGAAAAGCUGGAUAUUCAUUUCAGUCAAGACUGUGCUUCAACGUAAUUUUGUUUUAUAAUGACUUCAAUUUCACGGCACUUUUUGGUCACCGUUUUGAAUAUCGAAAGACAUUCAGUUCAAAGGGUGGAAAGGGUACACUGGCAGGCUGUGUUUGGUGAGGUUGGAACAAUACCCAGAACAUUUUGUUAUCUGCCAUAAUUAUGCUGCGUUCUGAUCUAUUAUAUUUCCUUGAUUUUUAUAUGCAGGGAAUUGUAAUCCAGGGAGUGCAGUGAAUUGUAAAGAGUGUUUGCUUUCUGGACCGCAUUGUGGAUGGUGCUUUCAAGAGGUAAAGUGAAUUAUCUGAAAUAUUUUAAAGAAACACCAGUACUUGAAGUUGGUAUGAAAAGAGUCUGUCCAACUCUCUGCUCUGAUUCUAAUCCUGCCCUGAGGGAAGAAAUUCAGAAGCUGAAUCAAAAGAUUUAUUUCAGAACCUAAGGGCUUGAGCACACCCAGUAAAAUAUUUGACUUCUUUUUAAGUAGCUGGUCCCCAGCCCUAAACCCUAAUCUACCACACAAACUAGGUUGUUUAAAUUCCCCUUCAUUUCAAAAAAUAGUCUGAUGUGUGGCAUAGAGAGCUGCUGCUUGAGAAACACAAAUCCAAAGCAUUUAUUAGAUUUCUAGCAAAAAGAGGCCUUGUGUAUUAAUAGCAUAGAAAAGUAUUUUCCUAAGGAUUGCUCAGUGUAUACAUUUUCUGAGAUUUUGCAGAAUUUUUGGCAAAAAAGAAAUGUGGUGACAGAAACAGAGAGAUGGAUAAAUGACAUGAAGCAAAGGCCCAUUGGUAAGAAGAUAUAACACAAAUCUAUCUGGAAGGGAAAGGGAACUAUGUUUCAGAACCCACCUAAAGAAAAAAUGUGUAGAUCUAGUAAGAGCAAUCCAUGGGCAGAAACAGGAUUGACCCGAAACUCUUCAUUGACAGACAGGGGGCAAAUGCCCCCUUAAGGCAAGGUGCUUAGUACGCAUGGCUAGCCAAGUCAUUUUGGUGCUUAAAGAAAAAAAACCAUAAAGUCCACUCCACCCUGCUCCUGGCAGUAAAUAAUAAUAAUAAUAAUAAUAAUAAUGCACUUACUUAGAAACUGUCAUUCAAGGCCAAAGGUACUAAUUUUCUGCAAUUCUGAGCAUGUACAAUUCCGCAUAGAACUCAUAUGUGGCACAAUAUUUGCAUUCCUCACAAACUCAGCUUUUGCUUCCAAAGAAAAAGAGGAGUGCAAUUAUUAUUAUUAUUAUUUAAUUGAAAGAAAAUGGUUGACCUUUCAUGACCUCCCUCACUAUGCCUAAUGAUAGGGCCGGCCAAGGCAGAAAAUACGCUUUGAAUUUGUUCUUGGAGCAAAAAUUUUCACACACUGCAACAACUACAUGAAAAGAUCUACUGAGUGGCCCCCCUAGACUCUUAAUGUACAGUCUGCAUGUUUUCAAAUGCCUGUCCACAGUUAAGAGAACUUGAACCUCAGUCAUGGACCAGCCACAGCUAAGAAUUUUACAGUGUAAUCCAAUAUGUAGCAGCUCAAAAGUAUAUCUCGUUGAGUUCAGUGGAGCUUACUGCUUGGCAAAUGGGUAUAGGAUUAUAACCUUAAAGUGCUGUCUACUUUGAUGGGGAGAUUUGGCCAUGUGGUUAACAUUCAGGCAUCAAAAUCAAAAGGAACUGAAUGUGCUUAACGUAGACUGAAUUGCACUCCUCCUUUUCUUUGGAAGCAAAAGCUGAGUUUGUGAGGAAUGCAAAUAUUGUGCCACAUACCGAGUUCUAUGCGGAAUUGUACAUGCUCAGAAUUGCAGAAAAUUAGUACCUUUGGCCUUGAAUGGCAGUUUCUAAGUAACUGCAUCAGGCUUUAUUUUCACAACAUAUACAGUACUUAGAGAAAACAGUCUGUGAAACUAUUUCUUGUAUUCAGAAGUUUCCAAUGAAGAAAUUAUGUUCUACUGUGCAUCAGUGUUCCAUUGUCUGGAUUUUCUUGGAAUAUCCCAAACCUUUAUAUUUUUGUUUGUUCCUGAAAGUGAACUAAAAUAUUCACUUUCAGAAUACUCCUCCUUUUGUAUGGGAUGGCAUUCUGAGAAAGAACUAGAAACCUCAUUGAUUAAGCAAAGAGAGGGGAGAAGCAGCAUAUCAGUUCCUCAGUUUCUUCUAUACAGCAUUUCAAACUUUUAAAACUGCCAGUGGUUUUUUUAAAAAAUCUGUACAACUAUGCGUAAGCAAAUGCUACAGGUACAUGUGCAUAAAAUUAGCAUUUAAGCAUACACAAAUGCUGAAUUUUCAUGAAAAUGCUUUUUAAAAGCAGAUAAUUGCAAAUUGUUGUGGUGGGGUACAAAACUGAAUUUAAGAUUGGGAAAAUGAAAACGGAGGGAAACCAGAAUUAACAGGUUCAUCCAUCUCUAAUCCAACUAGACCAAUGCUUUUCCCCCUCAAAAAAUGCAUGUAAAUUGUUAAUGGUCUUGGCAGACCACUUAAUUAUUUUUCCGCCUGUUGUAGUUCACUGUGUUAGAUGCUAUUUGAUUUUUAAGUGUACCUCAAUGGCUUCUUUUAUUUAUUGCACUGGAAUUUAUUGGAUUACAUUUUGCAUUUCAUAGAACUUGAAUUGUCAUGAAAUAUAAAAAGCAAUAAAAAUGUUUAAAUAAAUAAAUAAAAAGCCUGCUUGCUUUGGAAAAACAUUGGAAUCAGUCCAGUCAAGUGCAGAUUCAGCGAUGUUUGUAAAGGAGCCUCCCUGGAUUCAACAAAGCUUUCCCAGGCACAACACAAGUGUAGGCAAUGGAAGUCUCAUCUGAAACAUUUGCUUUGUGUUGAAUAUCAAGCCUGAGGAAUAGUUGUGUGAAUAGCUGGUGACUUUUAGUUAAUCCCCAAAAAAGACACUAAACUAUUGUUUUUGUUUGCAUUUUUUUUCUUAUCGUUUUUUCUUAUCGUUUUCUUCUAUCGUAUUGCCUUUCCUUUUCCUUUUUCUUUUCCCCCCCACCUCUUUUUUUUUGUCUACAAUCACCAGCACAGACUGUUGGCUAAAAAUACUGAGUCUAAGCAUCCUUAAAAUAUGGGCUGACGUGGUAAUGCAUCUUUCUUUUUUUGAAAAGUCAGCAGAUUCAGAGUGUUUUUCUGGAGAUGAUCAUUUGCUUUUGUCUCUAAGCAUUUCAUAGCAGUAGGUGAUUUUUAUAUAUACUGAUUUGGCUGUGAAAGCUUGGUUGCCAAAUUAAAAAUAAGCCAACAUCCCCUUUGAAUAUAUUAAUAAACUAAGUUUGGUUUUCAUGGAAAUAUGAGGAAUAGCAGUCUUUCGAGAAAUGAUGUUGAAGACGGAAGCACUGAAAAGUCUGUAUUCAUACUGUUCUGGUAUAUUCUUGGGGAGGACUGCAAAGGCAGAUCUUAUAUUUGUAGAUUUAAAAUAGCCAUGAUCUAUUAUUUAUUCAGUUGCCCUACCUGAAAUUACAUGACUGGAGGAGGUAAAUGUGCUUAAGACAGUUUUGGUUUUUUUAAUGGUUGGCAAAUAUAUGGCAGUCACAGAGACUUGUCCAAUCCAGAACUUUCACGUGAUCCAUUUGGGCAGUGGAACAAAAAUGGCCCACUCAGAAGCUCUCUUUGUAAGUUGCUUGAAUAAAGAGGAAAAGUGAAUAUAGAGGGACUGUGGGCUGCACUUUUGACCCACCCGCUAUGGCACAUGAUUCCCCAGCCCAGCCACCACCAUACAAGUGUUAGAAUAGCUGUCUGAGGCAGGCAAACCUUCAGGCAGUUGCUCAAGAUCCAUGGAAACCUUUGUACAAAGGGGUAAAAGUGCAAAGGCAUCCCUGCCAUAGAUGACCAUGCUAACACAUGGAUGGCACGGGUGAGACUUGGGGGGGGGGAGCCUUACAUCAGGGAACUGGGUCAGAUGUGCAGCCCCACAAUCCCACUCUACAUGCUUUUCAUUUUCACAUCAGCAACUAGAAGAGUAAAAGCUAAUGGAAGUUUAGAGAUGGUAGUCUCUAGAACCACCAUCACCUCAUCUAACAUUAACACAGGAAUGGCUCUAUUUUCACUUAGCACACUCUUUUUUUUUUUUUCUUUUUUGCUAUUAUUAUUAUUUCUGAACUUUGAAACACUUACACAAUUUACUUUAAAAAUUACAAGGAUAAAAAUAUAUUACAAAAAACAUAUUCCUCCUUCUUUAGAAUGAUUCCUGAGAAUAUACCCCAACUCACCCUUCCCAACACGGAAGAGGUUAUAUCAGAAUUGGUUUUUCCCCAGUGACUUUUCUAGAAAAGGCCUGUAAGUGGACUGAUGGGUCACACUUAUGCUUGCUAUCAGAUCCUUCAAAAAAUCCUAAACUGAUGACAUAAUUGGACAAACUAUUUUUUGAAAUGAUUGCAUGCUUAUCAUUUCAGAUCUAUUUCCAGCUUCCUUAAAUUAUUAUAUGUCAUGCGAUAUUUCACAAAAAAGGAAACCAUAAUAUAUGAAAGUUAUUAAUUUUGUCAAAUUAUCUUUUUCUAAUUAUCACAUCUUUUUUUCCUCCUAAUUUAGCCACAAGCUAUUUAUCCAUUUUGAGAUAGAGGGCAUAUAAGACACUUCCCAAUUACCCAAAGUCUCGUUGUUAAUAAGAAACAACAAAUAGUCAAUAAUGUUAUCCAAUUGAUUUCAUUUGUUUCCCUUAGAUCACCCAAUAGAAUUAUUAUUGAGUCUAAUUGUAACUGGUCCCUUUGACAUUUUGCAUGCAACAAAGUAGUUGUUAAAAAUAUUUUUGUGCUAGGAUAACCCCAUCAUACUAUGGGUAGCAUUUGAAAGGGACUUGCAAGGUGGAAACGGCUUCUCCUGCCAGCUUCAGUUUAUUUGCAAAAGACACCAUUGUGUGUCAAGGCUUUAUAAGACAGCAAAGAAAUACAUUUUUAAAUGAUUUCAAAACUUCCCCCUUGGGUAAACAGCAGUUUUUGAAUGCAAGUACUGCACAGGAAAGGCAUUUGGCAUGCUAUACUGGCUCAUAUUUUCAUCUAUUCCAAUAUGCCUUCUUUAGUUAUGAUGCCUCAAAAUGCACUCAGCACACAAUGUUUGUUCAAUGACCCAGCCUUAGUUUUGACUUGCAGUUUCUGGCAAUCAGAAUUUUUGCAUAUCUUGAGAACUAGAUGCACAUCAUCAUUUUGGGCAGAGACUCGAUGACCACAAAUUCUAUUCUCUGUAAUGUGUAUUAAAUUAUAUAGUGCUGAAAAUAUUGGUGAUGGGUGUAAUGGAAUGUAUGACUAUGACAUUAUAAGCAAUGACUCUACUGCAUUGAUUUUUUUCCUGCUUAAUGAGUGCGCAUCCUUGUUGCUGGAAGGGUAAGGUGCAGGAGAAAGAGACUAAUCUAUUGAAAAAGUCAAUUAUAAGUACACUCCUUUUGCACACAACAGUUUCAAAGUAGGUCAUAGUUGCACUGUUCUCCUGCAUAUCCCCACUUACAAAUAGGGAUUUGUGACUUAACUUAUAUAGAAAAUAUUAUGCUAUGCCUUCAGUCAUUUGCAGAAUUGGCAUCAUAUUAUGUUGCAUUACACUCUGUUCUUGCACUCUUUGUUUCUUAUAGAAUUUUACUGAUCCAUCUGAAAUUCUUAGAAGGUGUGGCACUCCUGAAGAGCUUAUUUUGAAAGGAUGCCAAUUGAAUUUCAUUGAAUUUCCUACUUCUGAAGUGGUAAUUCACAAAAACAAACCUCUUAGUGAAGGGCCGCAGGAAAACAACUCAGAUGUUACACAGAUUUCUCCUCAAAAGCUAACUGUCCUACUGCGGCCAGGUAAGUUGUAUUGUUCAUAAAUGCUAUUUUUUUAAAAUCAUUUUGUAGCUUUGUACAUAGCUUCCAUUUGUUCAUAUUAAAUAUCAGGAUGUGAGAUGUGACAUAUUUAGGUUGCAAUCCUAAACUUGCUUACCAGAAUUGCACUGAACUUAGAGGAAUUUACUUCUGAGGAAACAUAUUUAGGCUUCUUAAAAAUGGAAGUUAUGAAAGAACACUUAGUAAAGAUGUGUAAAGUUGAUGAGCUUCUGGGAAGUCCCGCCCCUGCCCCACCCCCACCAAGCAUCUGUGCAGGGCAAGAUUUAUUUCCUUGUAUUUCUUCUAUUGCAACAUUCACAUGGCACAAAAGCAGCAUUUUUUUUAAGGACUCGCCCUAUUUUUCUGAUUGUAAAUUAUUUUCACUAAUUUUAAAAUUGUGCUUUUAAAUUGCUGUAAUCAGCCCUGGGAACUAACGAUGAAGGAUAUGUAAGAAAUAUAAAGAAUUAAGAAUAUCUACCAAUAUCACCUAAAAUCAUAUCUCCCCAACAUUUGUAAGAGUGUUACAGAUACAGGUCAACUGUUUGUUUGUUUCCUAAAGGCUUGGAAAUGGUCACUGCACAUUUUAUAAAUAAAUUUGGUAAUUGUACUCCACAGCGGCAGUGGCAGUUGGUGAAAGCUGUAGCUGAGAUCACAUAAACCAACCUUCAUAUGUAACUGCCUCACACUGUUCACAGGCUUCAGGUGAAUCUCCAGGAUAAUGAUCGGUGGGAUUCAACUAAUGAGUCCCAUCAGCAGAAAACACACAUAGAUUUUGGCUUGCUCAGUGGAGCUUUCCUCCCGUGAGCACCCUGAAAUUUGCUUGAAUUCCUCCCAUUGAGAAAUUAGCAUAACCAACAUGCUUCUUUCUGUUGGCUUUUGCCUACUCAGACAGUUUUCCUAUCUAUGCUUUUCACACGUGGCUCUUAUACUGCUUUGUCAACUUUCUUAAAUUACCAUAAAUAUGGAAUCAGGGCCAGAUCUCAAUAUUAUCUUUUAUAAUUCAUGUAGCACUAUCAGUGUGCAUGGCACCACACACCAUCCCUGCCGAAGCUUCACUUACUGGGGUCGUGUGGCUGUGGCUUCUGACAAGAUCGCAAGAGAGCCUAGCAAAAUCACACAAAGGCCUCUUGCGAGAUCUUGCCAGAACCCAGAAGCCACCACAACCACUUCUCCUCACUUGUCUGGCACUAGGGGGGCAUGCCUGUCGAGGUGCCCAUAGAGGUGCUCCUUGGAUUCUGCCACCUGAGGCGCUCCCCCAGUCUGCCUAAUUGACAGACCAGCCCUGCAGCCAACACAAGAGGAGCCAACACAUUUUUUAUUCUUUGUGAGAGCUACUAUCAGGUGGGGGUGACGCGGCCGGGGUUGGCGCAAGGGGGGCGUCAAUCCCCCGUCCCCAAGCCGGGUCACUGCAAGGGUCUGGAUGCCCGGCCGCAACACCACCCACCAUGAAAGGUGAGUGGUCCUGCUAUUAGAGGAUAAUAUUCUGAAAUGGGAUUUAAAGUUUUACAUCGGAAAGAAGAAAAACUGGAUGCUAAUUCAGUUAAAAUCUUGAUGCGGUUAACUUCAUAUGAUCACGAUCAAACUAUUAAUCUAUUUGCCAAUCUGUUGAAUGACCUCACGUCAUUCUUUUCUGUCCCAACCCACCAGGCAAAUUGGGCCCACCCCAAGACAGGUGCACCGUGGUUUAACCGUAAUUGCAAACAAGCCAAACAACAUCUUUGUGCUAUUUAUAAUGAUUACAAAUCCUCAGGGGCGAUUACGCUUCCCAAGGAGUACUACCAGGCAAAAUCAGCUUACAAAUAUGUGCAGAAAAAGGCCAAACAGGAAUGGCAAUUGAACCGCUGGCAAGCACUUAUAGCUGCCUCAAGUACCCGUAAUUCCCGAAAAUUCUGGCUGUUGGUUAACAGAAAAUCUAAAAGAUACCCCUUAACAGUUAUUCCUGCCCCAAUUUGGGAAUCCUUUCUAAGGAAUUAUUUUGCCUUACCAGACUUUAAUAUUAAUACAAUCGAUGGAGUCUAUGAGCAGCUCCUCUUUGGCCACCCACUGACCCGGAAGAAAUCCACGGACUUAUUUCUAAUCUUAAAAUCGGAAAAGCCCCCGGUCCUGAUCUAGUCCCGGCAGAAGCUAUAAAACUUCAUGCUGACUGGUGGGCGAAAAUCUUGGCCGCUACCUUUGAUGCCGUAAACAACAGUGGGAAGGUACCAAGAAUAUGGAAGGAUGCGAUUAUUGUUCCAAUUCAUAAAAAGGCUCGACAGAUGACCCGAGAAAUUACAGGAAUAUCAGUUUAUUGUCAUUAAUCGGGAAAAUAUAUGCACGGUUCUUGUUAACUAAGCUUACUAAGUGGGCCGAAGAGAACAACCUGAUUGGGCCUGAACAGGCUGGUUUUAGACCAAAUCAGUCAGCGGUUGAUCAGAUCUUAGUUUUAUACCACCUUGCCCGGAAAUACUCCUCCCCAAAUAGAGGCGAACUUUGUGCGGCCUUUAUGGAUUUAAAGGCCGCGUGUGACAGCAUCCCCAGAGGAUUGCUUUGGGGAAAACUAGCCCGAUGGGGAAUAGACAAAAGACUUUUGUGGCUAAUAACUAAACUGCAUGACGGAUCGGCCGCUAGGGUGAGAAUCUCUCCGGCAGGCGACCUCUCAAACUCAGUAGCUAUCAAUAGAGGUGUUCGCCAAGGAUGUAUCCUUGCGCCGACCCUUUUUAAUUUAUUUAUAAGUGAUAUGAGGGCGCCUCUGAUAGAGGCUCAAGAAACGAUCCACGCCCCCCGUCUUGCCCAAUAUCGUUGCCCCCUUUUACUCUACGCAGACGACGCAGUGAUCCUAUCCUUUUCAAGAGUCGGCCUUAGGAGGGCAUUAAAAUUUUCGAUGUUUACUGUAAAUCAAAUUUUCUUACAAUUAACCAUGUUAAGUCCAAAGUUCUACUUUUCACCGAGAGUCGAAAAAACCUAUAAUUGGAGAAUAGACGGAAAGCUAUUGACCAAGUCUUUAAAUUUCAGUACUUGGGAGUCUUCCUCCAACACAACAUGGGCUGGAAGGUCCAUGUUGCAUAUGUAUUAAACAGAGCUAAAGCCCUUUCCUAUGCGCUAUUGCGUUUUUCUUUCAGAUGGGGCUUCCAUAUUCCAUCAGUGUUAAAAGUUUUCAAGGCAAAGGUGAUUGCAACAAUAGCAUAUGCAGUCCCAUUAUGGGGGUCCUUUGCUAAUCUAACCCAUUUGGAGGUAAUCCAAAACCAGCUUUUAAGAAGGUUGUUAAAAUUACCCAGGUGCGUAAGCAAUACUGCUAUACGACUGGAACUAAAUGUUACAUCUCUAGAAACCACAUUAUGGAAAUGCAUCCUCUGUUACUGGUUGGCUUUAUGGCAUAAACUUCCAAAUCUCCACUUGAUACAAUGCCUCUGGAGAGAUGACUUACAUAGCCCCUGGGCAAAAAUAAUACAUGGGAAACUUGUGUCCCUAGGACUAUCUCCAUCCGAACUAUUAAAAUUGGAUUUAACUUCGCUAAAAGAAUUAUAACUCACAAAUUAGAGGAGAUGGAUUUACAAUUUAAUAUUGCGACAGGUGGAGGCACCUGUUCGCCGAUAAACCUUGGCUUAACUCCACCAACGAAACUUCCAUCUUACUUAACUACCUUAUCUGUGGUGACGCACAGGUAUGCCUUUAUAAUGGCUAGAUUCAAUGCUUUCCCAUCAAACGUGUUGGGUAACAGACUCUCCAACGGACAGAUCUCACUCCUCUGUGACUGUAAAAGCGGAUCUAUAGAAUCGUUAUAUCAUAUAAUCUUCUGUUGUCCAUUACAUUCGGCUUCACGGUCCAAGUUUCUGGCCCCAUAUUUAUCGAGAAUUGCUGACAGUCCUCAGGAAGCCCAAAUAAUAUACUUAUUAAACGACGAAGAUACAAGUAGAUCCCUUGCAAUCGCUAGAUACCUGAUUAAUGUUUUAUUUCAAAAGAGGAGAAACGGAUCACUGUAUGUUUCUGACAGCUUAGCUAAACUUAAGAACCAUCAAUAAGUGCCAGAACUAAGACGUAUACCCCCAAAAUCUGAUGGAUCGGAAUUGCGGUUUACAUAGAGGGAGCUUAUUGUGUAUAGUGUUUACUAAUCAAAGUGUUUAUAAGGGUGUUCAAAUCACUGUAUUGCCUAUGGAUAAAUCUGAUACAUGGGGUUACACAAAUCUAAUCAUCUAAAAAUCUACCUGAUGUUAACUUCCCAUUUACAAAGUGAUCAGAAACUGAAAUGUGUGCUGUAAAUGUAAUGCACAUAUGAUGAAUCAACACAUCUGCUUGCAUUUUUGGAGUCUUCUUAGGGGGGUUGGUAAGAACUCUGCUUGGAAGUGUGGCUAUAGAGGCUCAUUAUGAGCUUCUGAAUUUCAGAAUGUAAAACUCCUCAUCUCAUCUCAGAUGUGUCCAGAGAUAGAAAGGGUACAGAAACUGGUGAGUAGGAGGUUCUAUAUGAGGGCAAUGUCAGGAAUACAUCCCGUCAAAUGAUUUUUCCAAAGUUCCCAAGGCUAUUCCCCCAUGUUUUAUUAAGAAGUUUACAUGAAUGCUGAUAAUUAACAAUCGGCUUUCUACACUUCCAACAUAAAAUGUUUUUCUUAUGACAUGGUUGCCACAGCGAACCCAAAGUACAUUGACUUCUUCUGUGUUUGUGGCUUGUAUAAAGCAGCACCCAUGUUGCUUGAGAUGAUUUUAUCCAUGCCCAGGAACAUCCUAUACAACAAGCAUAAUGUGUGAAGCAGGACUUAGGCUGCAAUCUCCACUUACCUGGGAGUAGACCCGUUGAAUUCUUUGGGCUUAUUCUUGUGUAGACACCAUUAGAAUCACACUGUAAGUAUGUCUUUUAACACAUUGUGGUGGCUAGUAAUACUGCUGGGAACACUUCUUUGUUACAAAGGACCAGAAAAAGAAUACUGUGAGGCAACAAGAAUAAACAGUUCCAGUCAAUAUUGCAUUUCCCUUUUCACUCUCUAACGACAGCUGUGUUAAUUUCUUUUCUGUUUCCCCUGUGGUUUCACAAGGAAAUGAAGAAACAAUACAAAUCAAUGUUCGUCAGACUGAAGAUUAUCCAGUUGACCUCUACUACCUCAUGGAUCUUUCAGCUUCCAUGCAUGAUGAUCUGGAAACCAUUAAGGAACUGGGUUCUACCUUGUCAAAAGAAAUGUCUAAACUGACAAGUAACUUUCAGCUGGGUUUUGGGUCUUUUGUAGAAAAACCAGUUUCACCAUUCAUUAACACCGUGCCAGAAGAAAUCAAGAAUCCUUGCCAGUGAGUAGCAAAAACAUCUAGUUCAAAUACAUUUUAGAUCAGAUUUCUGUCCUUUUCAGGGGUAGAAUUUAGUUUGGGUCUAGGGGGCAGGGUAGCCAGUUACCUUCAUUUUCAAGGGGGCUCCAGUCUCUUUAGUUGCUAUUUUCUUGGGGUAUCAGUAUUUCACCUUUUACUUGUGUUACAUGAAUUGAAAACAAUAGAAAUGUGGGCAGAGCAAUCUAAAAGUGUGGGAGGAAGGAGAACCAAAGGCAGAUGAACCAUCUUUUCCUAUACCCUUAGCCAAAGGCUGCUGAGGUUUCCAUGGUGGUGAGCAAUGUCUCCACAGGUAAGUCUCUGUCUCUAACCUUGGAGAGACAGUCUCUGAAACAUCCUGUAGUUUCUUGGGGGCCUUCCCAAGGACCUUUGGAUUGGCACCUGAAAAAAUUAUCUUUCAGAUUACUUUUUAUUUUUUAAUUUUAAUCAAACAAUUAUACAUGAAUGUGUAUUUGUGUGUAGACAGACAGACAGACAGACAGACAGACAGAACAAAAGUAGAUGUUGUGAGCCCUUAUGUUUGCCAAUAGACUUAUACUUCAAUCCUAGAAGGAUAAAUACCCACUGUCCAUUGCAUAGUGAUUUGAGGACCUUACCACCUUUGUUACAUUUGAACAUAUUUUUAUGAAUGCCAAUUUCAUGUGGAUACCUAUUUGGGCAUCUGGAGGACUUUUAUCAUACUGUUUGUUUAAUUUUAGAAGGAAGAACUAGUGGCUAUUUUGUUCUCAAUGUGAGGUGACAGUGUGCAUAUUUUUUCAGCCAUUUUCUAAUCUAUCUUUUUAUUUGUUAAAUAUGACACUUAAAAGAAUAAAAUAAAAAUAAAACUAGACAGACAGACAGACACAUUAGGAUAUAGGAAGGCACCAUUUUGCGUUCCUCCCUGUAUUCAUCACAUGCAGCACUGUUUCCAUUACCCUGUAGAUCAGCUUCUGCCAAAAAUCAUGUUAUUUGUCUUGCUGCCCGCUCUAGCAAAAUUUUGUAACUUAGGUAUUUAUUUAAUUGAUUAUGGUUUGUGUUCAACAGAUUGUUCCAUCAGUGCAAAAAUUUCUGCUAGCCUGAUAGAACUAUCUUCUCUCUCCUCCCCACCCCCUACACUAUUCUGAGUGUUCUCAUGAUCCUCUAGAACAGAUUUGGGAAGGGCAUGGAGGCUCAUAGGAAGAGCAGAGGUGUGGGGAAGUCCCGUUACACUCGCAAGAAUUAGGACCACAAUACCUCAAGGACCUCCUCUCCCCCAUAUAAACUGACUCAAACUCUGCAUUCAUCAUCUGAGGCCCUUCUUGGUGUGUCUCCUCCACAUGAGGCCCAGAGGGUGGCAACAUGAGAACAGGCCUUCUCUGUUGUGGCUCCCUGAUUGUGGAAUGCUCUUCCUAGGGAGGUUCGCCUGGUGCCUUUAGUGUCUAUUUUUAGGUGCCAGAUGGAAACAUUCUUCUUCAACUAGGCCUUGGGCUAAUUCAUAUUCUAGAGCCUUUAAAAUGUGUCUGUGGGAAGGGUGGGUAUUGUUUCGCUGUUUUGUUUUUAAUUAUUUGCUUGUUUUUAUCUUAUAUUUUAUUCUGUGAACCACCCUGAAAUCUUAUGAUGAAGGGAGGUAUAUAAAUCUACUAAAUCAUCAUCAUCUUUAUACUGGCUUCUGCUUGUGCAGUGCCUUAAAUGAAUAUAGCCAAAUGUAACUAUUAUGUUAUUCCACCCCAUUCAUUUUAGUGCAGAGCAAAAGCAAUGAAAACAACAUAAUCUUAUAUGUAUUAUUCACAGUCUGAAAGUAACAACAGUGAAUACUGAUCAUAUUCACUGCAUUAAUCUCCGUUCCAGACAUGGGAUGAAUAAGUGAAGGCCUGCAAUUUCUGCAGCCAUUUCCAUUUUUGUUGGGAAUCUGGGUGAUUUGAUGCAAUGUGUUGGUUGUCUCACAUCAUCUGUGUGUUGCCUCCUUCUUCUUGAGUUAGACUUUUACCCCUUGUCUCUCCAGAAGCAAUUCCACUGAUACCAACUACAUUUUCUGCUUUUAACACAGCCUAGUAGAUUUGUUUCACUGCUUUAAUAGUUUUGACCCCUUUCUCCCUGCUGUUUGGAAUCUGUCCUUACCUGGAUUUGGUACAAUCUGGUUUAGAUGUUAAUUCUUGAACAUUUUUGAGCUUAUUUUGCCUCAGUUGGAGGUAGUGAUCAUUUUUAUAACAUUAGUUGUGAAUUAUGAGAGCUUUUACAAAUUAUAAGGCUAGAGGGAAUGUUUUGGGCUGAUGGAUAAUUGAUGUGUUGGUCUGGAACAGAUGAAUUUAAAUCCCACUGCAGUUGUAGAGUACUGAGACUCUGUAGUAGUCAAGUCCUGUGAAGUCUCUGUAGCACCCUGCUUUAUGGGAUCAUUAUACAUUUCACAUCUGAUCAAAUAAACACCGUAAGAACAUUUAAAAGAUCCGUUUUUGUCAUAUAGCUAGGGUGUAGAAGCUGAAAGUAUCUUUACAAAGACUACAAGCCGCCUUUAAGCUAUUACUGAGUGUAUGCUAAUCUACAAGCAUUUGUGGGUAAAUAAAGUUACACAGUAGAACAUUGUCAAUAGCAAAGUGCCAUGCUGUAUGUUUCAUUAAUAAGAAUUUUCAUGUGAUCUGCUGCAUUGUGUGUCUGUAUCUACAGAAGUGUCCCACAUGACUGCUCUCCAACAUUUGGAUACAAGCACAUUCUGUCAUUGACAAAUGAUGCUGAAAGGUUCAAUGAAAUUGUGAAAGAACAGAAAAUCAGUGCUAAUAUAGAUACUCCAGAGGGAGGAUUUGAUGCAAUUAUGCAGGCAGCUGUGUGUAAGGUAAGGAAAUCUAAAUCAAAACUCUUUAGGUAAGUUCUGUUGCUGUGUUCACCAUAGUAAACCACUUCCCACAGAGUCCACGUUUAUCUAACAUGAGCGGGACUGAAAUCUUAACUUCCAUUUUAUAAACGCUGAUGAAUCCAAGGUGCCAGGAAAGUCUUCUCAGCAGCAUCUGGUAGCAGAUGGUACCAUCAAGAGGGCCUCUGAUGCUGACUGUACUGUAAGGCCUGAGAUGGUUAGUAUUGGGGAGAAGACCUUUUGGGUAUUUGGGUCCCAAGCUGUUUAGGAUUCCACAUGCUAGUACUAGGGAUGGAGAAGAAAUUUGAUUCAGUUUGCAUUUAAAGGAGAAACUGCAAAUUUUGUACUUUCCGAAACAAUAUGUGAACUGAAACACAGCCAUCCUUCAAAAUUUCCACUUCUCUGAAUUUUGCAGUUCUCCACUCAAGUAAUGUGUACAAAAAUGCCAAUACUAGGGUAAAGUGUGCAUAUAAGUGCAUAUAUUAAUGCAGAUAGCAUUCAAAAUGCAUCAUAUUAGGCAAGAUUGAUUUGCAAAAAUGUGUGUAUUGGAAGAAAUUCGCACUAUGAUUCCAAUGAAUUUUCAUGAGGACAUUAAAACAACACCACCACAGUUUCUGUAGAAAGCUUACUAGGAAAAAAAGAAACAAAAUUGACAGAUUUGCCCAUCCCAGCUAGUACUAACCCUCUGAAAUGGGCCUGAUAGCUUGCCAGCAACCAGCACAGUACAUUCAGGACUGGUCAUACAUGAUCCCAUUGGGCUGCCCCACACCACUCACUUAUCUGGCAGCUGCAUUCUGCACUAGCUGCAGCUUAAGGGCAGCCCCACAUAGUCCAUUGGCAUAGUCCAGAUGGAAAGACACUAGAGCAUGGACUGUUAUGGUUUUUAUCACUGAAGCAAGACAAUGAUAUAGAAGUACUGUACUCAUACAUUACCAAUGUAUCUGCUACCAUAAUCUGUUUACAUUUUUGUUGCAGGAAAAAAUUGGGUGGAGGAACGACUCAUUGCAUCUGUUGGUUUUUGUGAGUGAUGCCGAUUCCCAUUUUGGGAUGGAUAGCAAACUGGCAGGAAUUGUAAUUCCAAAUGAUGGAGAAUGCCACUUGGAUCAUAAUAAUGAGUAUUCCAUGUCAACUGUUUUGGUAAUAUGCUUCAAGUUUUACACUUUACUCUUCUAGAAAUUAAUUGUAUGUGCAAUGUGCACAUUCACAGAAAACAAAUGAAAGGACUACUGGGGCCAUUCCCAACUCAAUUUGAAUAACGCUAUCGGAGAUACUAGAUCAUAGAAUGCCGGGGGGAGGGGCAGGAAUCCACCUGAGAACUAAAACAUUUAUUAUUUUAUUUUAUGUUAUUUGCCUGCCUGCCUGCCUGCCUGCCUGUUAUCCCACCUCUCUACUGUUGUGGAAUCUAAGGCAGCAUGCAUGUGAUCACCCAUCCAGACACUGACCAGACCCAGUCCUACUUAACUUCAGGAAGGUGGUGGUCUCACCUGACUUCAGACUAUACCAUGGAACACACAUUCCUUUUCAGGAGUGUGGAAAGCAACCACCUCUCUUCACAUCAGUGUAUCAGUCCUUUUUUAAAUACACAGAGCCCUGGAUUUCUUUGGUAAAUGGCACUGCAUAAUCCCAGUAGGGCAGCUCUGUAGCAACUCAUAUAAUAAGAUGUACUACUUGAGUUUUGAGUUGUCACCUGUUUUAUUACAGGCAUGGUUCCUUUAGUGUUUUUUUUAUUAGGACUUCAACACAAAGACAUUUUUAACAGGUGAAGUUUUUGUUUUGUUUUUUAAUGCCUGGAGAUACGUGUUCGGCAACACAUCACUGGAUAAAUUAGCAUGUGUUGGCCUGGUAUUGAAGAGCCAUGUGCAGGACUGUAAAAUAUAACAAAUGCAACUUUUCACCAGAGGCAUGUAUUAAGGAUAUACAUAGGUCCAACUAAUCCAGAGAUGAGCACACAGAGGCCUCAGUUUCUAGACUCUUCUGUGUUACCAUCUUCUUUUGAUAAGCCAAGAGACAGCAAAGCCAUGUUUUUGAUUUAAAGUUUAACUUUUGCUUGAUUUAUUUUUCUUUAUGUUUGUCUUUAGGAAUAUCCAAGUUUGGGACAAUUAAUAGACAAGAUUGUGCAGAACAACAUUUUAUUAAUUUUUGCAGUGACAAAGGAACAGGUUCCUCUGUAUAAGGUAAGAGACAUAUUUCUUACUUGAUCCUCCUUUUCAUGUGUGUUAAGAUGGCACAUCAGUACAAAAAGCACUGUAAAGCUUCCAACAUCCUCUAAUUAAGGAUCCUAAUCUCUUUUAUAGUAGCAUAGAUUCAGCACACAUAGGCACUUAGUCUAAUUCGACACUAAAAAUAUGGAAGCAAGACUUAUUUAGCAGAAGAACUGCAUGCUCUACAAGACACAAAAAAUAGAGGUAGUGUUUUUAAGAAGAGGGGAACAAAAAUGCCAUAGAAAGUAUAACAAUAGAAUAGGGGUUCAUACAUUAUAAAACUUGGUAUAAUGUUCCCAAUGAACAGAGGAAGUCACUUGAGAACUCUGAUACAAGGAUAAAACUGAUGAAGAGAUUCUGAAACGUGAUGCUUUUUAUAACAAGAGUGGUAGCCCACUCAGAUAGUGAGGGAUGUAGCAUUCCAAAGGAAAAUGGAAUUUUGCAGUCAUUGAGAGGUGGUUAGUGUUUCAGGAUGAAAUAAUACUGCAGAGACUGAACGGAAGCCAGAGACUCCUUAUCUAAAAACAUAUCCACUCAAUAUUUUCCCUUCAGUUCUGAAAGUCCUGUGUUCUCCUGGAUAUAAUGCUCAGCCCAUGCAGUGAAUGCUUUCUGAACAACACAGUCCAGACCACAUUUCUGUUCCAUAAUAAUGUCAUGUGUGGCUUAGAAGGCUUCCCCUUGUCUCACAGCACUAAUAUCCCUGUACCAAAGACAUUAUACCUCCUGUUGCAGAUUAUGUACCAUAUUUUAUUUUAUCCCUCCCUCCCACAAACACAUUUAAAAGACUGUAAAAUAUUAAUCAGCCAAAGGCCUGGUUGAAGAGGAAUGUUGUCGCCUGGUGCCUAAAAAUAUAUAAUGAAGGCACCAGGCGAACCUCCCUGGGAGGAGAGCAUUCCACAAAUGGGGAGCCACUACAGAAAAGGCCCAUUCUCAUAUUGCCACCCUCUGGAUCUCACGUGGAGGAGGCACAAGAAGAUACAUUUAUAUUAUUUAUAUAAUGACAUUUUAAUGUGUGUGAGAGAGGGAGAAUAUGUGUGUGCAUGCCAAUGGUGGGUGUGCACACACUUGUGUACACACAGCCCCUUUUCUCAGUUAACCUGUGCAGAUCACCUGAGGAGAGGCAUUCUGAAUGAUCUGAUGACUGAGGAGGGGAGGGAAGAAGAGGAGAGGCCAGGUCUGUCCCUCAAACCGGGUGCAAGUCUCUCCUGCCUUAGAGGAAAUAGGCUCCUGAAACUUUGAGCUUGAAUGCUCCUCGCUUCUGUGCAACCUGGAGAAGGAGAUUGUAAGUACAGUGGUACCUCAGGUUAAGUACUUAAUUCGUUCCGGAGGUCCGUACUUAACCUGAAACUGUUCUUAACCUGAAGCACCACUUUAGCUAAUUGGGCCUCCUGCUGCCGCCGCACCGCCAGAGCACAAUUUCUGCUGUCAUCCUGAAGCAAAGUUCUUAACCCGAGGUACUAUUUCUGGGUUAGAGGAGUCUGUAACCUGAAACGUAUGUAACCUGAAGCAUAUGUAACCCGAGGUACCACUGUAUCUGCUUCUUGAUUCAAACUAUGAGAUGUUGUUUCCAAAUCACAAACUGUAGUUAAACUAUGGAUUACUGGAGUCACAAGAUCAAACCAUGGUUUCUGAUCCUGGCUUGUUUCAAUAAACCAUAAGCAUAAUGACAAACUUGUUACUUUAAACCAGGAGACAAAUGACUCCAGUCGCCUCAAAGUUGCAGGUUAUUGAGCCUGAGCUUGUGCAGCUGAGAGGCUUCAGGAAGUAGUGCUAAGUGCUGCUCCACCAACAGAGACAGAAGUGCACUGUGGAGAGCCAACACUUUCUUAGCUGGAAGCCCCCAGACACACUGAAGGAAAGCUCCACUAGUGGGGUGGGUGAAAAUGAGAUGUGUUGUGGGCAGGCAUAAAGAUGCCGUAUCCAAAGCAUCGUAAUUUCCCCAGCACACCUGCAUUAAAGGUAGGAUUCUUAUGUCAAUCCAAGGGCUGGUGUAGAAUCAUAGAACUGUAGAGUUGGAAGGGACCACAAGAGUCAUCUGGGCCAACGCCCUGCAAUGUAGGAAUCUUUUUGCCCAGUAUGGGGCUCAAACCCAUGACCCUGAGAUUAAGAGUCCUAUACUCUACUGACUGAGCUAUCCCAGUGGGUAAUUAAAGCGGCCCCCAAAACCUCCCCUGCCCACAGUGAAACGACAUAGCAAUAGCUUUGGUGGUUGUUCCACCAUCAAAUCUAACCUGGCACCCCAUGCCCACUGCUAGUGCCCCUAUGCCCAUGCCUAUUCUUUGUCCCAGCAACCCAUAUAUGAAUAGUAGGGUUGCCCUGUAAGAAACUGAACUCUGCAAUUCGUGUAUCAUUAGAAUUAAGAUUUCUUGCUGAACAAGGGACUCAUUAUUUAGUUAGACACAAUCGCCGGUGCAGUUUGACCCUAGAUGUCACUCCAUAUGUGGAGAUACACAAUGGAAGCCCUCACUGUAUCUAUGUGAACAGAUUUGGACCACCAUGUAUGAAUACAAACAGGAAUGUCUACCUCCAAAAGCUCAGUUUCCAGCAAGUGUCAGUCAAUUAGUAUUGCGCACAGACAAGAUUUCCAUACAUAUAAAGAAGGGCAUCUUUAGAGAGAAUGCUGGUGUAAGCUGCAGCCCUCUUCUUAUACAAAUCUCCUGUAUAAAUAGACUGGAAUACAAGUAAAAGCCCCCAAGAUUAGAUCUAACAGCUUGAAAUAAAUGGCAUCACAAAUAGAGGGUUAUGUUUUCUGUGGAAUGACUGAGAGUGGUGUUAUGCUACAGUUAACAGAAAUCCUUUUCAUUUGUUUGCAUUAAAAUAUAUACUAUUUAGAUAGGUAGAUAGAUACUAUAAAAUUAGUAUUUUUAAAAUAUGUAUAUGAAAACUAUAAACAUGUUCUCAGAGGGGUUUAUAGCUAUAUAGUAAAAACAAAUCAGAAAUGCAAAUAUAAAUCCAUAAAACCACCAAGAACAUUUUUAAAAUGCACAGCCCAGGAAAAAUUAUUUUAAAGUAGGAACAGAUUUAAAGGUCUAGGACAGUUAUUAAAAAGAAAAAGAAUGAAGUAUUUUAAUAGUGCCAAAAUUGCAUCAAGGUAGGCACCAGACAAGCCUUUCUGGAGAGAAUGUUACAUAACCAAGGAGCCACCACUAAAAAGAUCCUUUGUCCAAUAGCACCUCACCUGAAGAAGCAGCCUCAGAAGAAGAUCUUAAGGUCUGGAUAUGUGCAUAUGGAAACAAGUGAUCCUAGAAGUACCCUGUUCCCAAGUCGUGAAUACAGUCAUGCCUCGGGUUGAAUGCGCUUCGGGUUGAGCGCGUUCGGGUUGUGCUCCACGGCAACCUGGAAGUAACGGAGCACGUUACUUCCAGGUUUCGCUGCUUGCGCAAGAGCAGACGCUCAAAAUGACGUCACGCGCAUGCGCAGAAGCAGCGAAAAGUGACACGCAUGUGCGCAGACGUGCCAUCGCUAGUUACAUUUGCUUCUGGAUGCGAACAGAGCUCCGGAACGGAUCCCGUUCGUAUCCAGAGGUACCAUUGUAGCCUUAAAGGUCAAAACCCUGAGCCUGAAUUGAUUUGGAAACACAGUGAGCCAGUGAGCUGGCAAACAGCGAUUAAUAUGCUCAUAUCCCCCUUCCCUCCCCAAGCCCAAUUAGUAAUCUUGUAGCUAUGUUCUGAAUGAAAUGAAGUUUCUGGACCACCCUCAAAAGCAGUCCCAUCUAACCCACAUUGCAGUAGUCCACAUAUAAUUAUUACAACUUCCACUUAUCCAACAUAACAGGGCUUGAAUCUAUCAUUAAUUCAUCCUGGAAGUUCUGUUCUGUCAUUUAAAUCAAAAGCAUUGCAUUCCAGGCAUGUUACAAACUUGUUCAAAUCAGCUCUAUUUAUUUAUACACUUAGAUUCAGUUAUCCUGUUUCACUGUUCUCCAGUUGUGUAUUGGGGUGUGCUAGUUUAAAAAUCUACUGGUAAUUACAGCUUCCUGAAUUCACUGUGCUUGCUCACACUCUAAUUAUUUACCUGCUCAUUGCUUCAGUUGUGUGAGUGGCAUGAUUCCUCCCCCCCCCCCCCGCUUUCUUUUUGCUCUAUGUAGGUUGGUUAUUCAAGUUGUACUGUAUCCUCUUACUGUUACUGAGUUGCUUUUAGACAUUAUGUUCUUUGUUGUGUUUUAGUUGAAAAUGUCAUUCAGCAACAAUGUGUACUCUGUUUUAAAGAGAAAUAACAAAUACCAGCGGUAUAUUCUGAGACUGGUAAUUAUCUGGAGUGACAUAUACCUAUAUUGGCCAAGAUGUAAAGAGAUACAGCCUGAUCCUAUGUAUGCUUAUUCAGAAAUAAUUUCAUUUAGAGCUGAGAUUGCAGUUUUAGAUAUGUCCAAGGGGAUGCAUGUUCCAAAAGACACUUUGUGUUUUACUCCUUAAACCCUGGGUCUGUCUAAUAUAUCGUGCUCUGCUUUUGAAGUUCCCCUCAAUUUCAAAAGUGAAUUCCCAGAUGCAACUAGUGGGGCCCCUGUUCAAAGAAAAAAAAUUACCAUCUCCUAGGCAGGUGAAAUUAGUUGUGCAUUUCUUUGGAUCCUGGACACUAGAGUCACACAUAAUAGCUGUGUUUGAACAUAAGGCUAAGCCAUGGUUUCUUUAAAAUGUGGUUUGUUCUAUUAAUCACAGGUGGUCUCACAGAAAAGCAAAUAAGCCAUUACAGUCAUAUAUCGGAAGUUGAACGGAAUCCAUUCUGGAAGUCCGUUCGACUUCCAAAACAUUUGGAAACCAAGGCUAGGCUUCCAAUUGGCUGCAGGAAGCGCCUGCAUCCAAUUGGAAGCCAUGGAAGCUGUGUUGGACGUUCAGGUUCCAAAGAAUGUUCGCAAACCGGAACAUUCACUUCCGGGUUUGCGGCAUUCAGGAGCCAAAAUGUUUGACUUGCAAGGCGUUCGACUUCCGAGGUACGACUGUAUUUGUUUCUCCAAAGCUUGGUUUGUGUUCUUAGUGCUGCUGCCUUAUUUAUGCCUCUGUAGUUUGGCAAGUAGCCAAGGUGGGGUGGCCAAACCGUGGUUAAACAAGUUUAUAGAGUUUGGAUACAAUAGCAAAAGAUUGUCUUUAAAAGACAUGAUUCAUAUGGUGAUUAGUUGCCAUAAAGCAAACCACAUUUAAUCAGCUGGGUUCAGUUUGGACAUCCAAACAAGCCACACUUUGGCUAAACAAAUCAUGGUUUUGUGUUAUGGGUGAACCAGGAUGUAGCAACAAAAAUAUUAAAAACAGGCCUAUUAUAAAAUGAUUCUUUUUCCACUUGUCCCAUUUUCUUAAAUAGCUUUGACUAUAUUCCAAUAUUAUUUCUUCCAGUAAUGGAUUUCUAUUCAGUGAGAUUGCACUGAUGGAAAUAAAGUGAUCCCUAAUGAGUUAUGUCAUGCUGUAGUUUGGCAAUGUGCCAGGAAAAGACUGCACUAUUUCAGAGUCUGACUUCACAAUUUCUCACUUACAAUCUAUGAACUGUCUUUUUUUUCUGAAAUGCAAUGCCAAUAUACUCUAAGAAUCAUCUUCCAGAGUACUUGGGCACAAGUAUUUGUCAUGUGCAACUGCCUGCUAGAAUGUGAAAUAUAGUUAAUCCUGCUGACUUUUCACUGUAAACGUAAGGCAUGAGAUAUUUCCAUUGCAUUGCUAAAAUGUUAUGGUACGUCAGCAGGAUCAUAAUGCUGUCAGCAGUACAGAGCACAAGAGAAGUAUGAAGAAAUCAAAUGGUCAGAGUUUAUAGAUACAUUUAGGGCAGCUUUACACAUGACACUACACAGAUGCUUUCUGCAUUUCCUGUCCAGUAGUACCUCAGGUUACAUACACUUCAGGUUACAUAUGCUUCAGGUUACAGACUCCGCUAACCCAGAAAUAGUACCUCGGGUUAAGAACUUUGCUUCAGAAUGAGAACAGAAAUCAUGCUCCGCUGGCGUGGAGCAGCGGGAGGCCCCAUUAGCUAAAGUGGUGCUUCAGGUUAAGAACAGUUUCAGGUUAAGAACAGACCUCCGGAACGAAUUAAGUACUUAACCCGAGGUAUCACUAUAUCUGUAAUGUGCAGAUGUACAGUAAAUCCUAUAAUGGCCAACAUACACUCUGGACUUUAAAAAGAAAAAGCUCUUCUCCUUAUUUUGUCUCACAUCCUUGCAACGCCAAGCACUUUCUCCAGCAUCAGCACCCAACUAAGGAGAGAAGGAUGGUGGCGGCGGGGUGGAGAGAAAAUACUGCAGAGUGGUAACCCAUGGAUGGAGAAUCCUACAUUAUACUUGCCUUUUGCUUUAACCUGUAAAUUGAUAAUCCUAUUGAAACAUAUAAGACAAUAUCCCACUUAUGCUCACACAACACAGCUUCCUCUCCUCCCCAUCCAGUUUUCUGCAGACACACACACUCAUACCAAUCUGCUCCUGAAAGUUUGGAGCAGAUUCUGGGGUUUUACAGGAAACUGGAGGGAGGAAAGGGGAAGUCAAAAGAGGUUUCAUGAAAAGCAUUCAAGAAACAUGUUUGUUUUCACCAGUUAUAGAUUACCUUAUUAUAAUUUUUGUGGUCAUAAUUGUGUUUUGCAGAACUAUGCUAAUCUUAUUCCUGGAGCUACGGUUGGAAAACUCCAGAUGGAUUCUGGAAAUGUUCUCCAGUUGAUCAUUGAUGCAUAUAAGGUAUGAAUAUAUAUGAAUACAUAUCAGGAAUAAUAAUAAUGGUAGUAGUAGUAGUAGUUCUGAAUGCUGGUGGAAACUUAGUGAUUUAGUGCAAAUAAAAAUUUGGUCACACUCUUUUUUUGGUGUGUGAAACAUUUGUUAUGCACAGAUGUCAAAUAAAGAAACCACACAGAGAAAAGUUCCAGAAUCAAAAAAGAUGUAAUAGAAAAAUGCAAGAAUUAUAUUAUUGAUGAACAGUUUGCCUUGCUUUAGCUAUGUGAUUAUUAUGCCCCCUACUGCCACCCAAGACUUCUUAAGAAGUAGAAUGCAGUCAGUAAAUUAUGGUUUUGACAAUAUUUGUCAAAUAUAUAAGCUCCUAUUUGGCUGAUGCCCCCAAUGCUCUCAAAGCAGUGUACAAUAAAGUAAUUAAAACACAGUAAUUGUUUUAAUUGUUUUAGGGUGUGUGUUUUAAUGGUGUAGCUUUCCCUAUGUUUCUGUCCACAUUUAGCCAGUGAGAAUGAUAAAACUGGAAAAACGUAUAUUGCAAACAGUCAGUCAUUUGCUUAGAUUAUAGGCACAGUUCAUAGCUCCAUCUAUAAGCAUGUGCUUUCGCUUACUAUUCCUUAUUCAGCUGCUUGCAACUUUGAAUAAUCUUAUUUCAUUUCAUAUUCCAUACUUACCUGGGAAAUGGAAAGUUCCAGGCAUGAGAUCACUUUCCUUUGGAGCAGAAAGUACUUGUGGUGUUUUUCGUAAUACCCAUUAUGUACAGAUGUAUAACAAAACAAGUAGAGGUGUGCAUGGCAACCGAUAUGAGUGACAGGAAUGUAGGAAUCCGCCUUAUACCAAGUCAAACCAUUGUUUCAUCUAGCUCAGUAUUGUUGACACUUACUGUCAGUGGCUCUUGAAGGGUUCAGGCAAGAGUCUCCCCUAGCCCUACCCUACCUGCACAUGCCAGGAAAUGGACCUAAUACAAAUUAGGAGCUUCAUUCCUUGCCCUAAAAUACAGCCUUAAAACUUAAUUCCUACCAAGUAAGAAACCCAUGUACCUCCAACCAAAAAGCCUUUAAAAUAAGAAACAAGUAUUUUUAAUCUUUUCUCCAUCCCUGACAGAAGAGUGUAACAAUUUUUAGAAGCCUAGGCAGGGGUCAGCAAACUGUUUCAGCAGGGGGCCGGUCCAUUGUCCCUCAGACCUUGUGUGGGGCCGGACUGUAUUUUGAAAAACAACAACAAAAAAUAAAUUCCUAUACCCCACAAAUAACCCAGAGAUGCUUCUCGUGUAAAAACACCAGGCAAGCCCCGCAAAUAACCCAGAGAUGCAUUUUAAAUAACAUGACACAUUCUACUCAUGUAAAAACAUGCUGAUUCCCGGACCAUCCACAGGCCAGAUUUAGAAGGUGAUUGGGCCGGAUCCGGCUCCCGGGCCUUAGUUUGCCAUCCCAUGGCCUAGAGUAUGUAAAUGUGAUUUUAGGAAUCACUACUUUGAAUGAUCAGACCACACCAACUCUGCUGUGAGAAAAUACUUACAUAGGAUUCUGUUCAUAAAGGUAUAUAAACCAUUAUUUCUAUACCAGAUCUGUUUUAUAAAACUAAAAUAAAGUAGAAAAUUUGCAACUGUGGUUAGAAGUGGGUUUGCAAACUGUAGUUUGGUUUAACUAUAGUUAGUGAAAAUGCUGAUGCUGGUGUAAUACCAAAUAUCAGGGAUGGCAACCUGAAUAAAAUGUUAUGGGGCAGGUAAGCCCCACCCACAUAACUGAUCACAUGACAUGGCACACACACACAAUUUAGGGUGGCCAUAGGGAACUCGGUCCCUAGGAGUUGGCUCCUAUGCCAAUCAUAGUGUUAAUGGAAAAGGCAAUGGUACCAUAAGAAGGAAGGAGGACGAUACUGUGUGAACCCAUGGGGUGCUUGCUCUUGAUUGCCUGACUGUGCGGUGCUUCCAUCACAACAGGAUAAUAUAUUUAAUUUUACUUCACUGCCAAAUGUAAUUCUCACUAUAAAAAUAUUGGCGCUCUUUCCCCUGCCCCCAUUCUGCCACCCCAUGUCACCAGCAGUACUAUGUAAUUCAGUAAUGUAUUUGUCCCAAGAAAAAUAACUUCACCAUUCCGCCUCAGUGUGCUCAUAAGGGGGGGGGGGGAGGAAUCAUAAUUCUCAUUUGCCCUCAGAAGGAUAAUCAUGCUGAAGUUUCUUGAGUCCUUGGAUUUCUGCCACAAUUUUAAAGUGGAAAGCUCUAAGUUAUUAUUAUUCACAGAUGUGUUGGCUUUUAAAUUCUUCAGAGGAAGUGAGCAUAUGAGAGAGCUGUCAAAAUAUUUGUUGUAAGACGUUCUCCUAUUCCCUUCCAACGUAAGUCACAGCCUCCAGCGAGCAUGUCAGUACGUGCCUUGAGAGGUUAAAAACUGCAAAAAAAAAUAUCUGAAGUGAUGUUUUGUGUCUUCAAAGCAGACAUUUUAGUCAAAGUCUAUGUGGAGUAAAGACUGGCGCUGGAACACAAAGUUAUUAAAUAAGACCACACGGAAACCUCUUUACCAGCAGUUGACUCUCUUUAGCAGUUAAUAUAUAUAAGACUGAAGAGAAGUAAGUUAAACUGCAAACACAGGUUUUGCAUAUUUCAGCUAUAAAAUGAAAUGUUGCAAGACUCGCUGAGCAACAUUUUCCUAUUGCAUGCUUGCUCAUGUAUCUUAGAAACCUUCAAGGCUUUCACCUGAGGGUCACUAAGAUCAUUCAGGCAUAAUUCAUUUAAAUUCAACCUAGUGUUCAUCCAUUGUCUUUUCUCACCAAAUAAAUUACAUUUGGAAGUUAACUUUGCCUACUCUGAAUGUUUGCAAUGUGACCAGGGCUAGAAGAAAAUUCUUUAUAAAGAUAAAGGUAAAGGCAUAACAGAUCAGCCUGCGAUUAGAAUCACCCAGAUUUCAGACACUGAAAAAAUUGUAUUAUCAAUCUUUAUUUCAUAGAAUCAUAGAAUUGCUGAGUUGAAAGGGACCCUAAGGGUCAUCUACUCCAGCUCCCUGCAAUGCAGGAAUCUGCUAAAGCACCCAUGACAGAUGGACAUCCAACCUCUGCUUAAAAACCUCCAAGGAAGAGAGUCCACAACCUCCCAGAGAGACUGUUCUACUGUCAAACAACUCUUAUUGUCAGAAGGUUUUUCCUAACGUUUAGUCAGAAUCUCCUUUCUUGUAACUUGAAGCCAUUGGUUUGAGUCCUACCCUACAGAGCAUUUCUCAAGUGAAAGAUGCCAUUGCACACCUCAAGCUAUUUUCACAAUCAGUUACUCUUUCAGACUAAAUUAAUAGAUAUCCUCCUACCUAAUCCAAAGCUCUUUUCAGUCAUUCAUUCAUACAGAAGCAAUAGACAGGGGAUUCAUCACCCGCAACCUACCCAUUUUCCUGCAAAUGUCUGUAAGGGGAUGAGGGUACCAAUCAGAAAAUUGGUUCAGACUUUGAUUUUGUACUUCUGAAAAUAACCCAGUCCCAAGCACUUUGAGGCUGCCCAGUUUCAUUCAGGCCCAAAUUUGAACCCUAUUUAGAAAAAUAAAACUUCAUGCCUACCCCGUUCACUAAUAAUUUUUACAAGGCAACUGAAAACAUUUCUUUUUACAAGCAUUUGGGUGAGCACUGUAGGUUGCUUGAGUUUAUUUUAAAUUGCAGCUGAAAUAUCUUAGUUGCAAAGUUGUUUUUAUUGGCAUUUUGAUUUUCGAUGUUUUUUAGACGUGUUGUGCACUGCCCUGAGAUCCUCUGGGACAAAAGGCAGUCUAGGAAAAAAAUGGUACAUAAAUAAUUAAAAACAUAAUACAGCAUAAAAACAUGAGUGAGAGAGAUUAAAACCAUCUUAAAACUUAAAUGGGUUUUAAUUCGUUUCUGAAGUUUUUUUAUUAAAUUUUCCAAAAUUUCACACAUAAAUUUCAAUACAUAACAAAAACUUUUUUUUUACUUCACACCCCUUUUCUCAUUGUGUUUCUGUUUCUCUCCCUCUGCUGCACACUGUCUUCUCUCUCUUAAACCUUAACAAAACUACUGUAAUCUUCAAUCCCUUCUGUUGCUUAUAGUUCAAAUCCGGCUUGCGAAAAACUUAAAUGGGUUUUUAAAGUCCCGGGAAAAUCAUUUCAGUGGGUACUGAAAUGAUGUCAAAUGAAGUUCCAUGUGAGCCCCUCUCUGUUUAAGGCAUUCCACAUACUGAGAAGACCCUCUCUUCCACAACCACCUGCUGAACUUCACUUGGCAGGGCAACUUGGAAAAGGGCCUCCCAAGAUGUUAGCUUCCCAAAUGAAAUGACAUUGUUCCAAUCAUUAUGUCCCUUAAGGCACUCCGGUCAGAAAUCGAGCUGGAGGUGUUGGGAGACACAGAUGGGGUAAACCUUGCUUUCACUGCCAUUUGUAACAACUACACUGCUUUUCCACACCAAAGGAAAUGCUCUCACAUUCAAGUGGGAGAGGUGGUAAGUAGGUUCUGAUUUCAUAAAUCAUGUUUCUCAUUGUAAAUCUGAUUAUAACCUGAUUCUAAGGAACAGUCAAGGUGUGUAGCAGCCUUCCCCAACCUGGUGCCUUCCAGAUGUUGUGGGCUACAACUCAUAUCAGCUGAGAGUUGUUAUGAAGCCCCUAUUCCCCUCACAGAGCUGCAAUUCACAGAGUUCCCUGUGAAGUUCCUGCAUGCAGAAUGUUUUGCAGAGUCCUCGGAGCUCAGUGUCAGAGAAUUCCGACAUUGGACUGAGCUGGAAUUGACUUAAUGCUGUAACAGAAUUUUCUUUUCUUUGCCUCCAAUUAUAGUUUUCUUCUUUUUAAAAAAGACAGAGUUCUCCUACUGGAUAUUAUGUUAAAUUGAUUUUAAAAUUGCAUAAAAGCGAAUGCUUCCUUCUUGUGUUUUCCAUUGUGUGCAGUGCAAUGUUUAUGCAUGUUUGCUCAGAUGUAAGUCCCCAAGCAAUUGCUUAUUCCCUGCAAAAAAUGUGCUUGUGAUUGUGUUGUAUGGGGCUUACUUCAAAGUAGACAUGCCAAAGUUUGUACUGUUGUUGUUAUUCUUUAAAUUUAUAUACUUCUUAAUACUUAAGCCAGUCUCUAAGCAGUUUACAAAAUAACAAAUGCAACAUGUAUAUAAUAACAAACAAUAAAACCAAAGAAACUACAUUACAAUGCAAUAAAACAAUGAAUUUUCCCCAAGCCAAAGACAGCAUCACAUGGUAAAACAUCUUUAGUCAGGGAUUUCAUUCUCUUUCUGCUUCCCAUCAGCUGCAUUUGGGGGGGAAAUGGAUUCUAAUCUGUGUAAGCUCGUGCUCUAAUAAAAUGUUAGGGUGAUAUCCAAUAAAAUAGUUCUGUUAGUUCAAAGAUGUUUGACUGCACAAUACAACUUCCCCUCUCUCCACUUACCACCCCCAUCCCCUAAAUCCGUUCUGGAAUUCCCGAAGACCCUCCAAAGCAGAUUUAGGUAGGGCAUGGGAACACAUAGGGAAAGGAGAGGGAAGGGAAGUUCUGUUACAUGAACAGAAAUCCUUGCACUAAUGGAACUACUCUCUUGAAUACUUAGACUUUGCUGAUUUUGUUAGCUUAUAUUUUUAAUAUUUGUUCUUUUGCGUUUUUGUACACUGCAGCAAUGAAUGGUUAAAUACAGAUGCCCCUCCUCCUUUCCUAGGUCAGUUUCAAUGUGAGUUUAAGCCUAUCUGCUUGUGGGAAAAGUCCAAAGAACGUCAUAAUAAAGCCGGUGGGCUUGAAUGAAGCUCUGGAAAUUGAGAUCCAGUCAGAAUGCAGCUGCAAUUGUCAGAAAGAAGCUGAAAUGAACAGCUUCAAGUGCAAUGGCGGACAUGGUUAUUUUGAAUGUGGGGUGUGCACCUGCAACCCAGGCUACAUGGGUCCUCACUGUGAAUGUGGUGAAAAAGACUCACUGAGUACAGGCGCCUGCAAAAGUUCUCCAGAGGAAACCUCUUGUAGUGGAAGAGGUGACUGCUUUUGUGGACAGUGCAUUUGCCACCCAUCGGCAUAUGGACAUAUUUAUGGGUCAUUUUGUGAAUGUGACAGUUUCUCUUGUGGGAGAUUUAGAGGACUGCUAUGUGCAGGUAAGUCCUUUGCAAACUGCCAUUUUUUAAAAUUAUAAAUAAUAGAAUAGAAGUUGGCAAUUGAAUAUAUGCUCUAUUUCAAAAACAGUAUUCAAGUAUAAGCAGUAUUCAAGUUUAAAACAGUAUCCAUUUAAAAAUUCACAUUGAUUGUUCUUAACAUGGUGGUUCAAGGAGCUCUUGCAGACUACUGUUGCAGUCCUAAACUAGGGUUGCCAUGUGUCCUCUUUUUCCAGGACACAUCCUCUUUUUCAGGGGUAACAUUUCUGUCCAGGUAGUUUUUUUAAAAAAAUUGCCAAAAUGUCUCUGACUAUACUUUCUGGUUGAGACAUAGACAUAACUGCUGGUUGAAGACUUGCUUUCCUCUUCUCUUCUCCUGCCCCCCACCCCAGCAAUAUAUCCCAGCUGCUAUAGCCUCCCUAUAGUAGGGGUAUUUAAAAUGAGAGUCAUCAUAGCAUCCUCUUUUUUGCUCUUCAGAAUAUCGCAACCCUAUGACCUAAACACAUUUACUAAGAUGUAAGCCCCAUGUGACAUACUUCUGAAUAAACACACUUAGGAUUGGCAUUGUCAGGGAGUUUGUCUGUGAAACAUCAACCCUUCGAACCUAAAAAUAUAGCUCAGUACUUUGCCAUUUUAGCUGGUCCCAAUGAAAGUGCCACAAUACUAUAGCAGCUAUCUGAAUUUCUUCAAAUUAUAUCAAUUCUUGGAUUUAUCAUCCCCAAACUCCACGGUCAACAUUUGAGGCAGCUUUGUGGGGAUUAAGAGGGAAAGGUUGCAAAUGACAGAGAUAUUUGAGGGGCAUAAUGAUUGAUCAAAUUAUUCUGGGCUUUGAGACCUUGGCUUGGGGGAGAACAGAAAUCAAAACAAGAACUAACCUCCAUGACUUUCCUUAGGCAAUGGCAACUGUGACUGUGGUCAGUGUAGAUGCCACAGUGGCUGGACGGGUGAAUACUGUAACUGCACCACUGACACCAAUAGCUGUGCUUCUGCUGACGGCACAAUCUGCAGUGGGAGAGGUGAAUGCAUGUGUGGAAAAUGUGUGUGCACAAAUCCCGGGGUUUCAGGAAGCACGUGUGAAAAAUACUCACCCUAUGCCGACCCUUGCACUUCUAAACGGUAAAUUAUACGCCUUUAAAUGUCUGGAAAUGUCUGUUUCUGUCGCAUGUCCAAAAGUAUAGCAAUAUUUCAAGGGUGCUGAGUUUGUGUCUGGUGUAUUUACUGUAUUUCCUGAUAUAAAAGGAGCGGGUGGCGCUGUGGUCUAAACCACUAAGUCUCUUGGGCUUGCUGAUCGGAGGGUUGGCAGUUCGAAUCGGCACGAUGGGGUGAGCUCCUGUUGCUUUGUCCCAGCUUCUGCCAACCUAGCAGUUCGAAAGCACGCCUGUGCAAGUAGAUAAAUAGGCACCACUGUGGCGGGAAGGUAAACAGCAUUUCCCUGCACUCUGGCUUCUGUCACAGUGUUCCGUCACGCCAGAAGUGGUUUAGUUAUGCUGGCCACAUGACCUGGAAACCUGUCUGUGGACAAACGACGGCUCCCUCGGCCUGAAGCGAGAUGAGAGCCGCACCCCAUAGUUGCCUUUGACUGGACUUAACUGUUUGGGGUCCUUUACCUUUACCUGUUACCUUUUAUUUCCUGAUAUAUUUUUCUUACUUUCAAUGUCCUGUUAUUGUUAUUGUUGUUGUUGUUGUUGCUGCUGCUGCUGCUGCUGCUUUUUAUGCUGGUAUUCACUGGUAAAGAGUACCAGCACUUCUCUCUUUUUACUCUCCUUUUAUUCAGUUUCUAUCCCACCAGUCCUCCCAAAGGAGCCCAGGGUGGCAAACACCACAGUGGGGGAAACAACUAUUAAAAUAAAAAUUAGUCACUACUGUUGCUGUGCCAUGGUUUGGAUUGAAACAUCAAGGCAAUGCCCCAUAUAAUGGCUUUUGCAAGCAGAGUGGUCACUGUGACCUGUGUGAAACACGUAUUUGCUGGCAGAAUUACUCAUAGGAUCAAGUUGCACUCCUUGAACUCCAGUUCAAGUUAUCGUUAGAUUAGUCAUUUUUCUGGUAGGUUGUAUGAAAAUACAUGUAAAUUUCUUUCAUGAAUGUCAUUCAUUACGUUCUUUAACUAGGAAGCUCAGACCUGGCUUCAAUUGCAGAUGAAUAAUUAACAACCUUUCCACUAACUUGUGUGGGUGUUAGAUCAAUUCAGAUACGUUUUUUCUUUGUGCAUAAUCCUUCAAUGAAUUUAAUUAUGCCAUUUCUAGCCAUCAGUUAAAUCAACAAACACAUUUAGUUUUAACUAAUAUUUUCAUUUGUACCUAUUAAGAAAUGUGACUAAUAUGCUAGCGACUUCCGUUAAGAGAAGAAACAGGGUUUCUUUUUCUUUCUUCCCUUUUAUCAUGAUGCUACACUUGGGGAGGGUCUAUUAGGAACCCAGUUUUGAUUAUGACUAAAGGCUAAAGUCAUAGGCCAUACCCGACCCAAAGUCAGGCACACUUUAGUCCCUUGGAUUUUAAUGAGGUUUAAGUAGUUAAAAUUAUACAUUGCACCUGCAGCCUUUAUCUAUAUGUCAAGUUGAAAUUAUAUAUCCCAAUCUAGAGCAAAUUUCUGUUCUACAACAAUAGUCUGGGUAAACAAGCAAAAAAACCCAAAAAAACCAUAAUCAAAACCAAGGCAUUUUUUAGUAACUAUUUAUUUCUUGGGUGCCAUGGUCUCAAGUUGUUAAGGGCUUUAUCAGAGGCAUACCUAGGCCCCCUUGCACCCUUGGCAAGGAGCUGUAUUGAUGCCCUUCCCACCACUUGCACCCUUGGAGUCCUGCUGUGGAGGUACCCAGAAGAGACUACAUGCCUCACCCUUCCGCCCAGAGCAGCAGAAGAGCAGCGAGGAAGCAUGUGGAUGGGCAGGUGGGCUCCUAGUCACUCCAGGUCGGAGUGGAGAGGCAUGAUUUUUGCAACCCCGGAGUCUGUGCCCUUGGCAGGUGACAGUCUGGGUAUGCCCUUGGGCUUUAUAGACCAAUAGCUACAACUGGCCUCAUAGCGGCCAGUGCAGAUCCUGUAACACAACUGUUAUGUGCUGGCAAUCAAUCACUCCAGUUAGCAAUCUUGCCACCACAUUCAGCUGCAGCCUCUGGACUAAGCCUAAGGGAAGCCCUGUAGAGAGCACAUAAUGCUAAUCAAGCCUCAGGUUUACUCAAGGUUUUCAUUGAUGUUGUACAUCAGAGCUUUCCAGACUCUUCAUGUUAAGCUAACCCUUUUCCAGCCCUGGGAGGAGUGUGGGGAGUGCUUGCGUGACACAUCUACACACUGCAGCCAACACACUAAUGUGUCGCAAUACACAGUUUGAAAGCUGCUGUACAUGGAUAAUGUUGCCCUCUUGUGUUUUGUAUCCAAUGAGAGCUUGACGAAGGAAGGGGGAAGUGCAGGAAAAGACUUAGCUACAGGAUAUUUCUUCAGAGUUUUUAAAUGCAAUACACAUAACACUGCUAAGUACUACUUAUUGACCCAUGUAGAUCUUUUGUAAGUUACUUUUGAAAAUGAACACUACAUAUGUAUUCCCUUUUGUUCCUGGUGCCUUGUAACUGACAGAGAUUGAUGAGCUGUUGAAUCAUUUUUUCUCAGGAGCUGCGUAGAAUGCUAUUUAGCUUCUAAUGAUCAGUCUCAGGAAGAGUGCGCUGAGAAAUGUAAAUUGGUUGAUGCGACUGUCAGUAGUGGAGAAGGUAUGUAGUACAUUUAUUUAUUUAAAUGUAUUGCUUAGGCACCGUUGGUUGUAGGCUUAUUUAUCCCCAGUAGUAUUUAUUACAUGCUGCUGCUUGCAUUUUUCAAGUCAUUCUGUUAUUUUGUUGUAGAAGUGAAGAAUCUCUGUGACCCUCCACAUGUUGUGGGACUUCAGCUUCCAUCAGCCUUAGCCAGCAUGGCCAGUGGGCAGGACUGAUGGGAGUUAUAGUCCAACAACUUCUGGAGGGCCUCAGGUUGCUCAUCCCUGAUCUAAGGUCUUCCUUCAGGAAGUGGGGGUAGCUUAUUCAAUAUAAAGUAUAGAUUGGACUGUAUGUUUUUAACUGUUAAUGUGUAUUUGGUUAUUUUAUUUUAUUCUAUUGCAUCUUGCUCUAAGAAUUCAUGUCAGAAAUCUUAGCAUUAAAUAUAUAAUAUUUUAGACAUAUACAUAGGAUAAAUACAUCAGGCAUAUGACUUAUAUGUCUACCCGAUUUAGUGUGCAGAGAGUGAAUUCUGGUGUUCAAGGUCAAAUGUUUACGCAACUAAAUGUAUGCAACAAAUUCAUUAUGCUGACAACAGAACUGAUUAUCUCAGUUUACAGCAAUGUGAUCCAAUGUGAAGGAAGAUGAAAAGAGUAGAUGUUUAUGGGCUUUGUUUGCAAAAUAAAGAAAUGCUGAGAAGAGAUGAGCUCCCUGACACUAGCACUAGUCAAACAGAAAAGUGCUACAACAAUUUCAGGUUCAGGGCUGGCAGUGUUUUAGCAGGUACUCCUGUGCCUUUCUUUUAACUGCAACUUGAUGCAGGGAAAUGAACCAUAUGAAGCUUUUAAAAUCUAUUUUGCUCUGAGGCAGGCACUGCCCCUUAUCCAGAACUGUUUAGCAGCAGAAGGUGGUGACCUCAUCUGCCUACAGACAAUAUUCUUUAUCUCACACAAUGAUUUCUGUGCUACAAAAAGUAUCACCUGCUAAAUUUGUUAAAGGUACAGGAGAAGGGCCCUUCUUGAAAGAAAUUUCACCUUUCAUCCUCAAACCUGGAUAGGAAUUGUUAAAUUCUUUAAAGCAGGAAGAGAGGCAAUUUCUCUUUCCGGUUUACAAACCAGACUCAUUGUUGACCCCAGUGGCAGAACUGAUGUCAAAUAGCUGACCAAGAAGUAGAGCUUCUCUAAAAGGGGGGGGGGGCGGAAUGAGACUCAUUCUUUUUAUCUAUUACAUGAAGUCAUUUGUCAACUCUAUUCCCACCCACAACAAAUAUGAAUAACAGACAAAACUGUAGUUCUUGAGAUCAAGUAAGAUCAUCUGGGGUGCUGUAAACACUUCACAGACAUGACCUCACAGAUAUAAUAAUUAGGUCAAACACCUAAAUGAGGUGUUUUUAGUAGAUCAGCAUCUUGACGAUGGUUGCCCCAAAUUGCUAAGAACAAACCAAAGGCUUUUCAGAUAGAAACAAUAAACUGAUGUUUACAUUCUGUACCAACAUCAUUAUUAUAAUUUUUUUUUUAAAAAAUGCAACAGUAUAUUUCUUGGUAGCAGAGAACUGGGUGAAGGGAAGCAAAGCAAAGCACUGUACAAGGAUCCCUAUACAUGUGAGAAUUUGUGCAGAGGAUUUCUUUUACAUACAUUGAAGGCACAUGGCUUCCCCUAAAGAAUCCUGAGAACUGUAGUUGAAGUGUGCACCCUUACACUACAGUUCAAAGAUUCUUUAGGGGAAGCCAUGUGCUUUCAGUGUGCUGGGUAUGCAGCCUUAGUGGAACGAAAACUCUGCUUACUUUCCAUGAAUCCACCACAAUUUCAGCAAGACUAAUAGCUAACAUGCUAUUCCAGUGCUAUGAUGAGGGAAGUGCAUAUGCGCAACCUAACUCAUGACGCUUGUGGGGAGAAGCAUUCUCCUGCCAUUUUUCUGCAUUGGUAUGGGAAGAGCCUGUCUUCACCUAGGCCUCAUUUAGGCCCAGAGAAUGGUCAUACAUGGGCAUUCAACUUUUUCAAAGUUGUAGUGUUUUCAGUUACAAUUAUACCCACCUUAUUAUCUUUGCCUUGUCCUUCCCUCCUUCUAUCCUCUGCCCCACUGUCAAGAUAUGCACAGCAAUUAUAUGCAUUUUACUUGGAAGCAAACCCAUUGAAGUUCAAUGGAAGUUACUACGAAAUAAGUACUUAUAAAUAAGGUUGUUUGGAGGGCAAGCGGAAUCUUUCAGCAAACUGUUUCUUUCUGCCAAUUACACCAAUAUGGUACUUUACAUGGUGUGGCUAUAGAUUUCAGAGGAACUUCUAUGAGGACCAUUAUUACUGUUUUUUUGAAAAUAGUUUGUGGAUUGUAGACUUGACAUUUAGCACCUGUAGGUACAUUAAAGUGAACUGAUUCAUAUUCCAUUGUUCUUCCUUUUCGUGGUCAGUCACAGUUCUUCACACAAAACCCAUGCCUUCUAGGCUCUUGAAGGGGCAUAAACUUUUUCCUAUUUAGGUGAAAACAUUUUUUGCAGAAUCAUAUUAAAUGCACAGAGGCAAAUACAAAUAGGAAAAUCUUAGGUUAAUCUUAGAUUCAUUUUUAUCUAUUUUUCAGUGAGCAACAUUAGAAUUCUCCAAAAGCUUCAGUUCUUUUCAUAAUAUUUUAAUUUAAUCACUAUUAAAAUGCACUUUACCUUAAUCUUUAUAACAACAUUCUGGAAGCAAUAUGCGACAGCUCCUUUGAAAAGGAUCAGUAUCCUUCCUUUCUUUUUCUGAGAAGUGAACAUGCUAUGCAUUGAAACACAGUCUAGACAUACUACCAGUAGCAAAAAAACAAAGAGAACAUAUUAUUUACUUUGUACUAUAAUCAGGGCUAUUAUAUUCCCUAAAUAGCUGUGACAUCUCUCUUGGAAGUAUUUCCAAUUCAUUGAAUUUCAAAUUACAGCAGACUUGGUGGGUGCUCUUGAUGGUCAAUGCAGAUUGACAACACCUGGACCUUCUCAACUGAAACCUAAGUGCAAAGUGUAACAAAAACGGGGAGGGGGGAACCCUUUUAGUCGUAGAAGUAUUGUGUGAAAUUCUUUUAAGUAUUUUAGCUUCCUUCCUUAGUGCCUGUUGAAAACAGCCUUGUGAUAUAAAUCCUUUAAUCUGCAUGGUUACUGCAUGAUGAAUGGUUUUUGACCUGAAAAAAAGUGUUUUCCCCCACAGAUAUCAUGGAAGAUAAAUUUGUUCCUUGUUUGUUACUUGGAGAAAAUGAAUGUGCUAUCACAUUUCAAAUGGCAGCUGAUGAACAGGGGAAAACAACCAUUCGUAGCAUAAAUCAAAAAGGUAGGCAACUUGGGUUUGGUAAAUAAUUUCUUACAUACACUACUAACAAGUAUAUAUAUUUUUAAAAGUUGGCCUGGAAAUUUGGAUUGGAUCCUGAGAACUGCAGGGAGGAGAACACUCUCAGAAGGGGUUUUUACCAUUUUCCAUUCCUAUCCUUUCUACUAUCUGCCUGAAAAUGCUCUCACAUUUUCCUAUGCUGAGGUUGGGGGCAGUGGAGAGCAAAUUGGCCAAAAUCGAACAGUUGCAUCAUGUGCAAGUGGAGCUCAACCAUAUUUUGGGUAACACUCUCUGGAAAUGCUCCAUUCCACCAGUGGAAGACUUGGGGCUCUCAAAUUUCAGUGGCACCUUGUGCAACGCAAAAAAAUUCAGUGCAGCCCACCUCUCAUGUUGUUGUAGUAGUGUCACCACACCAGUCACAGUGCCCUAAAACUGCCUCUGAAAUUUCCGCAGUGUUCAGGAGAAUCCACUGACCCCCAACCAAAGAAGCUUUUCAGGGGUACAGGGAGCUGAAGAGGAUGUCCAGUUUUCAGUCUCGAAGCCAAUAAGUUAUAGAGAGACUGUUCUUCAAUGAGCUAAGAAAGUGCACCUAAGAUAUUCGUUUCUUACACAACCUUUGAUAAGAAGCAAUAUGGAAAAGAAACCAGCCUGGCUGACAAUGCUAAGUUUAUUUUCAGCUAUGUAUCAUCUGAUUUACUGUGGAUGCUCCCAAACUUUGUCCUAUUCAUUUGAAUGAUAGGUGGAGCUCCACAUGUGCAUUCCUUCAUGCAUGCAGAAUUUCCUCAUGAAAUGAAGUGAAUGAGGCAGCCAGCAUACAUAACAUCCCUUGUUGUUUCACUGGGAUCUGGGUUAGGAUGCCAGUCGUUACAUGAAAAGCAUACAGAACUAAACCACUCAGAGCAUCUUUUCAAAUGUGUAGCCUAAUUUGUAACCAUAUAUGUGGGUUUUCCUUUCUUUUUACAGCCUGUCCACAACCUCCAAAUAUUACAAUGAUUGUGCUGGGUCUUUCGAUUGCUAUCUCCCUCACUGGGGUUGUCUUGCUUUGCAUAUGGAAACUGUUUGUUUCAUUUCAUGACCGCAAAGAAGUUGCUAAUUUUGAAGCAGAGAGAUCGAAGGCCAAAUGGCAAACAGUACGUAAAAUUUCAUAGUUCUUUACUUUAUUCAGUUGCAAAAUGGCAGCUGCCACAUGUUUUGGGUAGAUUUUGUGUUUCAAGAAAAACUGAAUGUUCUGCAGUGUACUCCACUGACUCACUAAGACAUACCUGAACAUAGUGGCAUUAAAAUUGUUGAAAUGUCUAAAAUAAGGAUAUUUCAGAAUACGCAAGGAAACAUCAUAGUUCUUUCCUGAAAGUAUCUAAAGUAAGGAGUAAAUAUACCGGUAUUCACAUCUGAAGAUCAAUUUGGCCCAGGCAGAACUUAUUAACAUCUAUAUAGAAGGCAGCAUGCAACAAAGGCAUGUGCUGCUUUCAACCCAGUAGAUGUCUGACUUCUCAUGAAAUGUCACCCCCUGGGUUUACUUCCCAAUGGAAGUGUACCACCAUAUCUGAGAGGGACAGAAGCACAUACAGUUUCUCUAGCUCUGUGUUGCAGCUUACUGGCAAACUUCCCUGCCCAUUUCUUGAGUGUGUAGAGGCAGGCUCUCCCUGGCCAAACUGCUAAGGGCAAGUGGCAAUGGCAUUAUGGCUGAGGAGAUUCAGCCCUCACCCCAAACCCCAGCAGCUUCAUAUGGAGAAUCUGUGUUCCACCCCUCUGCCUCCACUCCUCCACUCCUCCAGAUGUUGUUGCACUCUCACCAUCCCUGACCAUUGGCCAUGCUGACUGGGGCUGAUGGAGGUUCUCUAUCCCUGCUUAAUGGCCUCCUCAUGCAAGGAAUUCCAGUGUGUGCAUCUUACUAAUUGGCUUUGAGGUAACAAUUAAAUUUUAAAGCCCAGUAUCACACUGGAUAGCCAACAACCUAUGCUGCGCUUUUCUCUACCUAAGCCCCACAAUCUAUAAGAGAGGCUAUGUCUUGUGAUGCUAGAAGCUAGAUAGGGUUUCUGAGGUAAAAGGAACAAUGCACGUAUAGAACAUAGUGAAGUAUGACAUGUGAAAAGCCUUUUCCACCAGGAAGAACAAUGCUUGUAGCAAUAUCAAAUUAAAUUGCCAUUAAUAGGAAGAGCUUGUAAUUUGUUUUAUCAUUGAUGCUCCAUGAACAAGCAAUUAAGAGCAGGAGGAAUGAAUUGCUUGACACCACAAUCCCAUUCAGUGGAGUUACUUUGUUAUACUGUAUACAAGCACAAAUUUAGUUAGAGAUUGCAUUUUUUAGCACAGGACAACUAAUAUAGUAUACUACUAAUUCUAUGUGAAAUAGACUAACUUGUUUCUGUUAUACUUCUGCAGAAAUAGAAACUAAAUAGGAUCAUCAUGACCCUUCGAUUGCCUAAGUUAUUUCUUGGGAAAUAUACAAAAUAUUUUACUUUAGUUGUUUGCAUUUUUCAUUUAACAUCAGAUUUAAGUACAGAUCUAUUUAUUAACUGUUUUUGUUAAAAAACCAAAUGCAGUAAAAAAAAAAAAGCCACAGAAUCAAAUAUGAAGUAGUUUACUGAAUACAAUUUUCCCGCUCUUUUCUAGGGAAUAAACCCAUUGUACAGAGGCUCAACAACAACAUUUAAAAAUGUUACAUACAGGCAAAAGGAAAGACAACCCGGAUCUGCUGCAGAUAUAUUUUAGCACCCUGAAUGAUUUUGGGGGUGGAAGGGGAAUAGUUUGAAAAAAUGUUACAUUUACUAAAUUUGUUCAAAAUUUAUUAUUAAUAUGCUAUAGUGGUACAAUAGUUUAGGAUGACAGAAUAUGUGCUUUUCAUGGUUGGAAGACCCGUAGUCAUAGCUUAAUUUGAUCUAUGAGAACUCAUUUUCUGUAUCAGAAUUCAGAACUGGAUGUGAAGUAACCAAAAUGCUGAAGAGGCUGCAGUUCCACAGGCACAUACUUCCACAUGUGGCGGGAAUGUCCCAAAAUCCAACCCUUCUGGACAACAGUCCUACAACAAAUAAGCAAAGUAACUAAACAGCUAUUAGAAGUCAUCCCAGAACUGGCCCUACUAAACAUCUUCCAAGAUAAUAAUUCCCAUGCGCACUAUAAACCCACCUAUUCUCAGCAGCAAGAAACAUCAUAGCCAGACGCUGGAGAGACCUGUCAAGAGUAAACUGGUGUCACUGCCUGAAACCAAACCUCUCUUAGGAUGCACUGUGUUCUGAGGUGUACACACAGAGAUUGUGCAUAUGGAAACUUCCCUACUCACCUCAACAAAGAUGGCAGCUAUGUUCAUUCCUUUGCAAAUCACUUCAGAAAGCAGAUCAUUAUAAAAAAUACACGUGAGCCAUCUCAAUAAAAUGCUGCAUGUUCAUUAAUCAUUGCAUUUGUGUCCAAAUGACAAAACAGAAUGUAGCUUUACUCAUAAGCAGUAAUAGUCAUGGAAGAUGUUAGUUGCCACUUUUUUGAGGCAUGAUUCCUAUGCUGUUAAUAGCCACAUGACAUAAACUCAAGAUUUUAACACUACUGCUUUCAAAACAUGUUGAAUUUCUUUCUCUGAUGUGGACGUUAAAGCUCUGACAUGGUGAAAGAUUCCAGUACUAAAAGUAAUCAGACUUAGGAAAGGUUUCUGUGUUUGGCUAAUAAAAUUCCCCACAACUAAGGCUGCAAUUUUAAAUAGACUUACAGUGCAAUCCUAUAGAUCUCUACUCAGAAGGAAGCCUCACUUACUGCAUAUAAAUAUGUAUAGGAUUGUCCUGCUACUAGGAUGUAAAUCCUAUUGCACAAAAUAGAACUUACAUUUGGUUUAAAAUGUUGUUUUGUAUAUGCAGUUAUACAAAAAAGUCUUUUUGCAGAGUGCCUCUUGCAUUUUAGAAGGUGAGAGAAAAGAUGGAGGGUUUAGCUGGCUUGUAAGCGGGGUGUCUUUUUUUUUAUUUUUACCAUGAAGUGGUAUUUGAUUUUUUUUCUCCCAGAGCAAACUUUCACUAUGUUAUUCAUAGUAUGAAUGUACUUGGUGAAGACACUGGAAAUGUCUGAACAGUUAUGUUUCCUGAAAUAGUUUUGACCCAAGGCUGGACCUUAAAUGAGGCCAAAACUACAUUUUACUCAUUGGAUUCCCUUGGGCAUUUUGUUACGAGGUUUUUUUUAAUAUGUAAAUAUUGUGUGAAUGGCAUGCAUUAAAUUUAAAAAAAAAUUAAAACUUGACAUUUUAAGU
Messenger RNA from Podarcis lilfordi (Lilford's wall lizard), 68418 nucleotides. NCBI's taxonomy places the organism in Eukaryota, Metazoa, Chordata, Lepidosauria, Squamata, Lacertidae. The record is from the annotation of a GenBank genome assembly.